CAUGUGCUAGGGAACAGCACUGAGGCAGUGAAGCAUCCAAGCUACUAAUGUUAGGAUUGGAGGUCAGAAGCUGCUCUAUGGGGAGAAAGGGAAGCCUUUUAAUGGACUAAGCCAGGAGUGUGCCUUCCUUUCCCUCCUCACCCACUCCCCAUUCUUUCUUUUUUUCCUGCAAAGGGUAUUGCUUUCGAUGACAAUACCAGACCCUAAGAGGCCGACAGUCUGGAUACAGCAUGACAGGGCAGACUGCAGGUAAUGCUUCCCCCAACCUCAUUUUCCCCUUUGCUGCUGUUACACUGGGAACAGGGUUGGCCUGUGGACCUUCCGUUUGCAAUUGACACCUGAGCCACGCAUUCUUCUGCUUUUGCAAUCAAGGAGCUUCUCCUUCUCCGCUGCAGGAGAAAGAGGAUCCCAGAAAAUGUAUGCUUUGUUUUUCGUUUUAUAGUGGUGCGUAAACCUUGCUUUGGUGGAGGGGUCUUGUUCCUUGUCUUCAAAGCAUCUUGCAUCUCCCUGCCCCCUUCCUCUCUGAUUUGUAAAUGUGUGUGUGUUUUUUUUUAAUAACAGCAGUGUCAGAAAAUCUGGAGACUGACAUCUUAUAGCAGUUUAACUCUUGAGGGGAUGGAGGGUAAAUGGGAAGGGGGGCUUGCGAUUGCAAAUGCAGAAAUCUGUUCUUGCCGCUGACUGAAGUGUCAACACGGAUGUCAGCGGCAGGAGCUGCCUUGAUGGGCUUCCCAUCGAAAGGGAACAAUACAGGCUAUGGUUGUUAUUCAGAUGCACGAGAAAGACGUGGCCUUAUUGUAGUACCGUCUGUGUGUGUGUGUGUGUGUGUGUGUGUGUGUUUUCCUGGCCAAUGCAUUCAAGCCAUUUCUGUAUUUUCUUUUGUUUUGAAAGGGGGCUUUGGGGGCUAAUACAAUGUAAGGAUGUUCUCCAUAAGGCAUUAGUCUGUGAUCUUGAAAUGCUGGUGUUUCUUUUGCUAGGCUUCCUCCCUUUGUCCCAGACCUGUAUGUAUGGCUAUGUUAUCCAAGUAAGGAACUGUCACCAUGCACUAUCCUACUCCCUACUGCUCUCUUUGCUCCUUCUGUUUCAUGUCAAGGUUUUAGGAUCUGUUUGUAUUUGGGCACCAGAAUGGAAGACGAUGAGUGCAUCUUUGUUAAGCAGCAAUAAGAAGAUGAUGGUGAAAAUGAUUUUAAAAAGCAGAGGUGCAAAAAUGGGAUUGUCUCUAGUAUUGUUAAGCAUGUGUGACUCAGUGGGCCUCAGCAGCUGAAUGCUGAUCUUGUUAUCCAUUUAAAAUGGCCCCUAUCUCCCCUCUCUCUACUAAAAAAAAAAAAAAUGGUUCAUGGUCAAGAGGUUUAUUUUCAGUGUCUCUAACUGGGAUGGGACUCUUUGGGCACUGGCAUUUUGUCUUCAUGUAUGGUUUUCAACACCUUUCAUGUGCCUGGGGAUGCCUCUUCCUUUUGUCAAGAUGUGUAUCACUUCUUUUUUUAAUACCGAGGAAAUAAUUUUGGGGUUUGGUAUGUUUUACACUGCAUUUCUUGUUGAUCAUAAUUUUUGGGGUUUGGAGCUUGUCAAAAUUCUGCACCCCUAGGCAGGGCUGCCAAGGUCGAGUGAGGUUUCAGUUCAGCAGGUCAAAGACCAGACAUAGAUCUGAUUGUUUGAAUCUUUCACUGGGGCGGGGAAGUGGGGGGAUGCGGGGAUGGUGUCAACAUGGCUGGCUGUUACAGUGGUGGCAGCAGGGGGGCAGGCAGAGGGAGAAAGUCUGAGGGGUGGGUGAAGCAGCUAUCUGCUGUAGGGGAAGAUAAUGGAAAAUGCUGGGCCCUGGUGGGGAAUGAAAUCAAGUGGUCCCCCAUGACUCCUCCUUGAUUCAUAAAUUAACAUUCUACAGUUUAUUUCUAGAUUUUCCAGAGGCACAGCUGGUGGGAGAGGGGAGGGGAGGGCUGGGAGAAAGGAGAGGGAUCAUGGGUGGCAGAUUGAUGCUAAGGAGGAAGAUGGGUUUGCUAUGCCAGUGAGGAAGAUGGGCAGGGGGAGGCAGGAGAGCUGCCUGAGUGGGAAAUGGGAAGCUUGAGGGGAAACAGGAAAGAAGUCAGUUGGUGAUGUUCAUAGAGAAAGGAACAAGGUGGAAGGGUGGUGUGCAGUGAGAGGUUGAGUGAAAUAGCGGUAUAAGAAAGCAUCCUGGUGGGUCAGGCCAAAGGGGCCCCAUCUUGCUCAGUAUCCUGUUCCUACAAUGACCAAUCAGAUGACUAUGUGAAGCCUAUAAGCAGGGCCCAAGCACAACAGUUCUUUCUCCACUUGUGAUUCCCAGGCACUAGUAUGAAGGGACAGCAUAACCAUCAUGGCUAGUAGCCACUGACAGCUGUCUCCUUCAUGAAUUUCCCAAUCCUCCUUUAAGGCCGUCCAUGCUGGCGGCCACUAUUACAUUUACCAUAGUUUAACCAUGUAGUGCGAUGAGACACUGAAAGAAAAACAAAGGAAAGGGCAGUGUGUUGGAUCCUGGGGAAGGUUGAUCUGUGUAUACAUAAGGUUCUGAAGGAGCUCCGCAGAAGUGGAGAGGACCGCAGUACACCUUCUACAGCUACGGAUCUCAGCAUGUACGUUGCAAGGUGUGAAUCGUUGAUUGUCAGGUCUGGUUCUAGUUCUAGCUUGGUUACAAGGUAGGCUGUCCGUUCUAAGAGCACACCAACUUUGCAGAGGCUGGCAAUUUUAUUUAUUAAAUUUCUGUUCUGCCCUUCAUUGUAAGAUCACAGGGUGGUUUACAACAUAAAAACACAAAAAUGCAUGUCGUAAUAACAAACAAAAAUAAUGACCCCGACACACACUGCUAUUAUUGUUUACGAAAGGAUAUGAAAGGCAAGAACUAUGUAAUUGCAAGAACUCUGCAAUUCAGAUUGUCUACUUCGGCCAUUGCAGCCGACAAAUGCCCAAUAACGAGGAUGGACAGUUCCUCUAAGUUUGGGUGGACAGUUCCCUUUGCAUAGUUGCAGCAAUAAUGGUGGGGUAUCAUCAGACAAAAGAGAGUGCCUGUUUCAGGUGACUGACAAAUUCUGUUGCACCUUCUUUGGGUGAAUUUCUUCAUAAUGGAGGCUACAGGGAAACCUUUUCUCUUGGUAUUAAGCCAUCCCAGCUCUGCAUUAAUUACUAACUUUAGAAUCAAGCUGCAUCAGAAAGACGGCAUGUCCAUUAUUUCAAUGGGUCUCUAAGUAGGAAUAGUAUUGGACACAACCCAGAGUUGCCACAUCACUUGCAACUUAAAGUAGAACAGCAGUAAUUGAGUGCUGCUAUUUAUCCAUGUCUGAAGUUACAAUUUGCUGUUGGGUUUUUGGUUUUCAGUGGUAGUGGUAUUUUAUAUAUAUUCUAAAGGGACCACCUGCUUCUCCAUGAACCUGCCGAUCCACACCAUAUAUUCAAAGCAUAUUUAUUCCAUUUUAACAGUCAUGGUGUCCCCCAAGAAUCCUGGGAUCUCCAGCUUCCUCCUCACGGAGCCACAGUUCCUAUAAGUCUUUGGGUAAAACCAUGUGCUUUACAAAUUCUUGCUAUGUGGUCCCAAUCCAGCUGAAGAAAGGCAGGUGGUGGCCAGAGACAGGGCAGUUUCUGGUUUGACCUCGCAUCUCUGGAGUUCUUUUCUUCAUGGUCUGGUGAAGUUUCUGUUUUGCCAGGGCUUUUAAAUGUUGCUUUUGUUUUUAUGCUAUGUAUUUUUUGCUGCUAGAGAUUCUUAAAGAUAUCAUUCAUUCCAUAAUUAAGUGAACUUAAUUGAUUUGCGCUUCCUGGGCUACUGCUUAAGUCCAGAACUUAAAUAUGCAUAUUAGUCUACAGUUCUAUGAACGUUUGCUCUUCACACAUUAAUUACUUACCUUUUUAUGAGGUGGUCUGAGGUGGCUAUUUUGCUUUCAAAAAAACAUACACAAAAAAACCCCAAAAAAAGUAUAUCAGUCAAAACUACAUACCAGAAUCUACUCUGUUAGGAGAAAUUUGCACUGAAAUGAUGCUGAAUUUUCAUGAGGUCUUAAAGAAAAACACUCCACUAACUGAUAUAGAAAUGCAAAGAACUGAACAAGGGCCACAUUCACACCAUCCAUUAAAAAAGCUAUAAUACUACAAAGAAUCCUGGGAACUAUAGUUUUUGUUAAGAGUGCUGAGAGUUGUUAAGAAACCUCUUUUCCACCCCCAGAGCUACAAUUUCCAGAGUUCCCCAUGAAGAAGGAUUAAUUGUGAAAUCAGUCUGAGAAGGAAACCACUGGGAAGAAAACAGGGGUCUUCUAACAACUCUCAGCACCCUUAGCAAAUUACAGCUUCCAGCAUUCUUUGGGAGGAAGCCAUGAGUAUUUAAAGUGGCAUCAUAGUGCUUUAAGAGUGUGAAUGUGGCCAACACUGGAAGAAUGAGAAACAGGGAAACUGAGGCUGGGUACACAAUCCCAUUUACUCUGGCACCAAUGCACUCCCACAACUGGUGUUUGAAGCCCAAAAUGCAUAGCAUUAGUCACAAUUCUCGGAAGCCAACUCUUAGAUGCUGAGAUCCCUUUGCUCCUCCCCCAAUAAAAUAUUUGAGGGGGACAAGCCCUCAAAUGAUGUCGAUGUGCCCUGUCAUGUGAUUGAUUAUGCAGGGCGGGGCUUACCUGCCCCCUCCCAUACUCCCUGUCACAAUCCAUCUGUAUUCUGUAGCUUCUUGAGAAAUACUGCUGUUUCAUUUGCUUUCCCUCAAACCAGCUUCCAUCCAGUUUGAAAAUGUAAUCUCUCAUUAAGCUGAGGUUUGUAUAUGCACAGGUGAUGGCUUCACUGAAUAACAGCUGUGUGAGGACUGCAGGCACGGGAAACAAAUCAGGUGAAUAAUGUGUCCGGCAACAUAAAGUGUGACUUGAAACAUAGCAGGAGGUAACAACCACCUUAAUGUGUUCAUGCCCUGAAAGAGACAUGUUUGCCCAUCCUUACUGCUUAGCCAUUUACCUGCCUGGUUCUGUUUACUGUAUCCAGUCCCCCUGGGUCUGAGGCUUUGGCUCAGAGCCUUGUCUGCGACUGACUUUACUUCUGUUGCUCCAACCUCCUUUGCUACUUCCAACAGAAACAGAUUCCAAUGCUCACCCUCAGUCUAUCGGGGCAAGUGAUGAGGGGAUGGAGAUUUUCCCAGCGCUUUAUUUCUGUGAAGAAAAUUUUCCUUUCCUAAGUUCAUUACUUGCAAUGAAUAUAAAAUGCACCGUUAUUUAGGUUGUCAACCUGCAUUUUUUCUGUCAACAGUUUUCAGUGCCUCUGUUCCCUCCCGCCCUUAAAUGUAAUUACAGUCAUACCUUGGUUCUCAAACGUAAUCCGUUUCAGAAGUCCGUUCAACUUCCAAAAUGUUCUGAAACCAAGGCGCGGCUUCUGAUUGGCUGCAGGAAGCUUCUGCAGCCAAUCGGAAGCCGUGGAAGUCGCGUUGGACGUUUGGCUUCCAAAAAUAGUUUGCAAACUGGAACACUCACUUUGCGGUGUUCGGGAGCCAAAACGUUUGAGAACUAAGCUGUUUGAAAACCAAGGCAUGACUAUAAUGUUAAGUGACGUACAUAGCAUUGCCAUUACAUAUUUUGCAAUAACGUUUUCUACACAAUGCAACAUUUUAACCACAUUAAAUGUACUUUAAUUUUUUCUAUCAAAUAUUUCUGGUGAAAUACGGCGAAAAUUAACACAGGCUGCUUUUUCUUAAAGCUUUGUUUAGUACAGUCUCUCCCAACCAGGUGCUCUCCAGAUACUUUGGACUACAACUCCCACUAGCUGGCUGGGUCUGAUGAGAGUUGUAGUCCAACAUGUGGGCUUUGGCAAAUAUAGGUUUAUUGGGGUGCUAUUGUUUUUAAUAAAUAAGAUAAAUAUGCUAAAAUAGAUCACUCUAGGGAUCAGAACAUUUUCUGAUGCAAAUCACCCAGUGCAAUUUUUUCUGAUAGGAAGGUUUUUCUAGGAGUUUUUCCAAAUACUUCUUUCUUGAUCCUGCUGAGGCUCUCAUCAUCUUCUAUUUCCCUGCUUGGCUGCAGCAGAGGAAUCCUGGGAGCUCUUUGUGAAGGCUAGGCAUCUCAAGCAAGUGAAGUAUUAUAGUCAAAUGGGAUUCAGUGUGCACAGCAUUGCUUGUCCUGGUUGGCUGUAGAGAAAAUCCAGGGACAAUCUUAGAAGAGGAAUUUUGUGUCACCUCCUUGAUCCUUCUAACUGAAGAUGGCCAAGACUGAACUGGGAAUGGAAGCAUAUGCAAUACCACUGAGCCAAGGACCCUCUCCCACACCUGGGCUGGGAGAACUUUGGAUUUCAGCAGUGCAGGUGGCGCUGUAGUCUAAACCACUGAGCCUAGGGCUUGCCGAUUGGAAGGUCGGCAGUUCGAAUCUCCGUAACGGGGUGAGCUCCUGUUGUUCAGUCCCAGCUCCUGCCCACCUAGAAGUUUGAAAGUACAAAGUGCAAGUAGAUAAAUAGGUACCACUCUGGCGGGAAGGUAAACGGCGUUUCCGUGCGCUGCUCUGGUUCGCCAAAAGCGGCUUAGUUAUGCUGGCCACAUGACCCGGAAGCUGUCUGUGGACAAAACGCCAGCUCCCUCGGCCAGUAAAGCAAGAUGAGCGCCGCAACCCCAGAGUCGUCUGCGGCGGGACUUAACGGUCAGGGGUCCCUUUACCUUUACCUUUAUCCUUAAAAAGUCCAUAACCAUCAUAGGCUUUCCCUGGUGCCUGUGCCUGGAGGGAUAUAUUACCCCUUGAGGGCUUUCAUGACAUCAACAGAACCUAACAAUAUUUUUCAUGCAUAAUUCAACUGACCACCCAUGCCCAAGAGGUUUAGGGGCUAGCAAAUGAGGCUGCCUUAUACCAUCUAGCCUAGUGUUGUCUAUAAUGGCUGGCAGCAGUUCACCAGGUUCUGAAGCAGAGGUCUUCUGCAUUGCCUGCUAUCAGUUUUUUAACUGGCGAUGGCAGAGAUCCUCUGCAUGCAAAACACAUGAUCUACCAAUGAUCCAUGGGUGUAGCCAGGGGGGCAGGAGGCAUCUGCCCCCCAAUCAAGUAAAUAAAUAAAAAUACUUAACUAAUAGUAGAAGUAAUCAGAAUAUAUGAAAUUGAAAUGCUUGCUGAGGUCACCUGGAUAACGUUGUGUCACAUUCUAGCAAUGCAACUGGCAACCCAACAGCAAUACCUUACCUCAAGGCUCUGCUCAUCUCUCUUGCUCAGCCAUGUGCCACUUGUGCCAUAGAGCAGUCAUUCAGUAGUACCUUGUGGAGAGUAAAGACUUGGCUGAGGCCGGUGAUAACAGGGGAGUCUCUCAAUGGCCUAUUCUUACUGAGUGUGCACAGAAAAACUGCAUUGAGGGAAAAAGGAAGAAUUUGAGAUGGACGUGCUAAAAAGAUUUCCAGCAAAUCCACAAACACUUUAUUUAAUCUAGAUUUAUUUUUUAAAAAGAAAGAUGAAAAAGGCAUGUUCCUUGUAGUUUUGCAAAAUAUACUUAUUAACUGCAUGAAAGGUGCUCCUUAGUGUUAACUUUUUCAUUUAACUUCCUAGUUUUCAAAUGACUGAAGAUUUUGACAGAUUUUUCUGAGUACUUGGGAGCAAAAGAGAGUAAUUUAAAACAGCAGUUGUUGAGACGCUUCAUUCAGAAUCUGCUAGACAGAGCCAGACAGCGGAUGAUGACAGGUGGGUGUCCUGCCCCCCCCCCCAAACAUAAAUCCUGGUUACGCCCAUGCACUGAGCUGUGCCUCUUCCCUUGGAGAUGCUACUCUCUUGUUCUACUUGCAUGAGAGUCAGCUGUCUGGCAUGUGUGGUGCCUCAAAGCUCCCUCAUUGUGACCAUUGAAGUACAGGGGAGACGUGAACAGAUUGGACUUCCUUGGCUGCAGCUUUUCCUAGUCACAAAUACCUUUGUUGUGUCUGGGUUCUGACAUUGAUGCUGCCCCCAGCCCAGAUCCUGCACUGUUGUUUUCUCUCUCUCUCUCCCCAUUUCUAUUUCCCGCUGUGCUCUGCAGUGAUCUUCCUUAUUUGCCAUCUGUUUUCUUGCUGCAGCAAAAGGCACCCCCUGAUGUGUAUACUCACUGGUCAGGCUUCCAGGAAUUUCAUAGAAAUGAAACACUGGGGUUCUAUUCUGGGUGUCAUAUUAUGUUUGCAUGUCUGACACUUGAUCUCUGAAGCCUACGCAGCUACUGAAUUUUGGUGUACCUUUGGCGUUCAUAAAUGUUGUGAGAAGGUGGGGAAAGUAGAAUCGGGUCAGCUUUAAAAAGGGAUCAGGUGCCUUCUGCCAACUAUUAAAGCAGAGUCUAUUCACAUCUGUAGUCUCAGUUCACAUCUUGCAUGGUCCCCUGUCACAGACACACAUGCAGCUGGCAAGGGUGUCGGUUGUGUUUCCGCACUUUUAAUGGGAACAUCAGAAACAGUGAGAACAAAUCUGAUACCACUCUCCCCCUUUCUUGUCUUUGAGUGCAUGUGUGAAAAUGGCUAAUGCAUUUAUUGUUAUUAUUUAUUGCAUUUAUACCCACCUUUUUCCUCCAUGGAGCUCAAGCUGGUGUACAUGGUUCUCUCCUCUUCCUCAUUUAACCACAACCCUGUGAAGUAGGUUGCCCUGAGAGAUGGUGACUGGCCCAAGGUCACCCAGUGAGCUUUGUUCAUGGUUGAGUGGGGAUUCGAACCCUGGUUUCCUGGAUCCUAGUCUGUCACUCUAGCCAGUAGAAUGAAGUUGAGGGAUGGAAACCUGAAGGUCUCACUUGUGUUAUUACUACUGCUUUUGUCUGAGCCUGCCCUCUACUUCUUCCACUCCUUUUUGUGCCUGUCUUCCUUAUCCAACUUCUUCUACUCAAUGCGUAAACAUGGGAAAUGCACAGAAUUGCAGGUGGCAAGGAAAUUAUGCAGGGCAUAGAAUCACAAGUACAGGUGUUAGAAUCAGCUCUGUUGUUGUUGUCUUUUAAAAAAUGAAUAGCCUGGGCAGCUUGGGUUUAUAAACAGUGCAUGAUUCAUACAUCUUUUGACCAAAACAUCCAAUUACCAUGACUUGUUGAGAGAGGAGGUUUUCCCUCUUCCAUUUCUUCCCAUGCCUCUGGUUGAUUCUCCCCUGCAUGCCAGCCUUUCUGAAUUCUAGAUUAAGUAGAUGAGUUUCAAGAAUUAAUUAUGGAAAUGAAGUUUGCACCAUUUGCUGCAGCUUUCACUUCCUUCUGUUCAUUCACAUCUCCUCACCAUCACAUUAAUGAUGUCCACAUAUGCAUUUAUGAAACUAUGGGCUGGUUUGCAUUAAGCCAAACCAUAGUUUAAUGGGAAGGAGCAAGUGUGCAGAUAUCCAGAGUGAAUAUUGUGGCUACUCUGCUCGCCCUUGGGUCCUGCUUCUCUCAUGCUACCAGUGGUUUGGCUAACGCAACACGAGAAUUCAAGCUCAUAUUUUGUCUCCCCCAAACAAACCCAAAGCAGCAAACCAAUAUUAAAUCUUGGUUAUUGCAACUCAUGGUUUAUUCGGAGCAAGAUAUAUCAGGAAAUAGGGUUUUGAUUAAGUCAAAUAAAUAAGACAAAUUAUGGCUUAGUUCUGGACAGCAUGGCAGUAUCAGAUUCAGGGAGGAGUGAUUUGUAUGUACUCCGGUUUAUUCUCCCUAAGCCAUAGUUUGGCUUAGUAUUCAACGUAAACUGGGCUAGUGGAAAAAAGCAAUCACAAAGUAAUCACACAUUUCAUGCAGUGUUUCAUUGGUGCACAUAUGCACUGCUGCACAUGUGACAAAACACAUGAAAGAAUCUUGGUCCAACCACAUGUACAACAUCGUACUUGGGGUUUGUGUGUGUGUGUGUGUGUGUGUGUGCGUGCGCUUUGCCAAUGCAUCUGUGUGCAUUGGUGAUGGAGAGGUGGUAAAUGUCAUGACUGAAUGGAAAGCUGUGUCAAACUGUGCAUGCAGAGUGUUUUGUACAAAAUUUGGAUUUAUUUUUAUUUUUAAAGGAACAAUGAACAAUUCUGGAUAUGUCAAUCUCAGUUUAGAAACAGGACUGGGUAAUUUGGAAGUCUAGUCUCCAGGGAGGCCUUCAAGUGAGAAUUUUGGAAACAUUACUGAUGGCUGCCUUUUCUACCCCAAUUGUAAUUUGUACAAUUGUCAGAACUGGAUGGCUGUUCUGUUCUGUGCUAGAUCGGUGGAUAUUUCUGAGCUACAAAGGUAUCUCAAUUUGCCCCCAAACAAGGUGGGGGACAAGGAUUGGGGGGAAGGCAUGUGACACGCCCACCACUAGUUUUGCAGAUCUGUUUGGAAUUUCCCACAGCUACCCUUAAGUGAAAACAAAGACAUCAGUGCCAAUCCCAAAUAUCCUGUGUAACAUAUAGUUUGGCCUUUAUUUAUACAGUUAUCAGAUCAGUUUAGAUUUAUUUCUUGCAACCACUGGUUGUUACAAUACGAAGCAAGGAAGAUGAGCAUUUAAUAACAAAUGAGAUGAGAAAUAACAUUAACUUAAUUAAGCAUAAAUCAAUAAAAAAACAAUUAAAAGACUGGCAGUCAACCCAGCAAAUGAAAUAAUAAUAAGUCCAGCCUAACUGUACCAGCUUCCUGUUUUGUUUUUAUUAACCAUGACAAAUCAAAUAAAAAUGAUGGAAACAGCCAGGAUUCUCCACUUGUCUUUUAUAUUUGUCUUAAUAAAUAUAUAAAAACAAGCUUGUGCCUAAGCUAGUGCCAUUAGGAAGGCAACAACUCUUCUCUUUAGCUUGAUAUCCUUUUCAUUUUAUCUUUUCACACACAGAUAGGGCUGGCCCUACCAUUAGGCACAGUAGAAGAGAUGCUUUAUAUGGAAUAUUUUUAUGGGUGGGGAGUGGACAGAGCAGGGUCCUAAAUGGCUUCCGCAGGACUCCCUAAGCUGAUCUGCUGCCCCCAAGUGUAGUGGAGGCUGCUCUCCCAUUGCCAACACUGAGGUAAGAUUGAGCUGCCAGUGUGUUAGCUUCUGUAUGCGGAAUGCAGAGGGACACCACCUUAUCUUUUGCCUCAGGUAGCAAAGUAUCUUGAACCCAUCCUACACACAAAGAACAUGGUACCAUUGAUGGUUUUCCUCUAAUACCUUCUGUUAACAAUUAAGCAGAUAGUGGAGAAGAUCCCAGCUUUGUCUAAUCAACAGCAGAGCUUUAUGGCGUCUGUGCUAAUCUGCCUACAAGAAGUGUAGAAGACAUUAAUGGAAACCUCACAAUAAUGAUUUCAUUAAGCAAGCAAAACUUUUUGAUUUUAAGUAAGCAGACCUGUGGACGUGGGUGUGCCCUCAUCCAAUCCCUCCCUCCCACCUGCCUGCCCCUUAUUACUUACAUCCAGUCCAGAGAGUGGCCCUGCCUGUCAGCUUCUGCCUCCUUAGCUCAGUGUGUCUCUUGUAGAUGGGGACAAAACUUAAGUUAAUUGGCUGUGCCUGUCAUUUUCUCUGACUCCACCUACUGUUGGUUUCUCUGCCUCUUGCCCUAUAAGCCGCAAUUGGCAAUAGCCAGCAGUGGCUUGGGGGAUAUCUUUAUAGAUAUUCUUAUAUCAAAUAAAGGGUCCUGUUUUAAACUUCAAAUACUGUGCCAAGGUGUGUCAUUUUGGCUCUUAGAAUUUUGUUCUGGAUACAGUGUAAGGUGAUUAGAACUUUGGAAGUCUCAGAUGUCUGGUCCCUGCAGGUAUUUGGAGCUGAAGGGAGGGCCUGUUUUCUUCCAGCAGGGAGCCAACAUGAUGCUCUUGAGAUAUUGUGGGUCUUCAUCUCCCACCAUCCUAUCCCUGACCAUUCUUGUCUGUGGAAUGCUCUCCCCAGGGAGACAAGCAAGGUGCCUUCUUUUAUAUGUCUUUAAGUGCCAACAAAGUCUUGUCUCAGACUUUUGUCCCAUAAUUUGAAGUGUGGCACUGUGCCCUCUUUUAGUGGGGUAGGAUCUGUUAGUCCUGCCUUUUACUUGCACCUGUGUUUUUAGGGGGUGUUUUUUGUUUUUGUUUACUUGGUUGUUAUUCAUUGCUUUUUAGCCUAAGUUCUUUUGGGAUGCUCAGGGCAAAAAAAUGGACUAAUCAAUGUAAUUAAUCUUUCAGAGGUUAUAAGAAACAAAGAUCAUUAUGCCCUAGAUAAAACAAAAUGACUGCCUUGGUUUCUUCCAUCUGUCUCUCUGGUCGUUUUAACUGUUAUCUAGUUUUGAAAUUGUUUUGUGGGUCUUUGGACCGCAAUAAAGUUUUGAUUUGAUGUAAUUAAUAAUAUUAGUAAUAGGCCAUGCUGGACCACCAACUGCUACCUUCUGUAGAUGUUUCUCUACCAUCUGAAGAACUAUAAAGAAGGUCCAGCAAAAAACUUUAGACCAGUCAUGGGGAACCUCCAACUCAUGGGCCUCAUUAGGCUCACCUGGCCUCCUCAUUUUACUCACAAGGCCAUUUUGGCCAAGCCCCCCUACCUUAUAACUGACAUCAUAUAUAUUGUCAGGUGUGGGGCAGGUAAAAAUGCAGCUCCCAUGGGGUUUGCUUUUGCAAUCACUAUCAUGGUUGUUGGGGCAUGCAAAGUGCCUCUGCUUGUGUGGGUUGAUUUCAAACCACGUGAGCAAAAUUAAAUAUGACACCAUUGUGCCAUCAGGUGAUUGGCAGGUAGGUGGUUGGCUGGAUCUGGCAGCCCACUCCUACCUUAGAAACUCAGAGUAACUUGAUUGGUUUACUAUAGGUCACAUGCUUGGAUAUUUAGUCUUGGGACUGGCUUGCAUGCAUAUUACAUGUUGCUUAAUGACUGUCAACAGCAAUGAUGGGUCAGUGCAUCCACUAAAUUCAGAGGCAGUACACUUGUGAUCAUCAUAUGCUAGGGCCAAGCAAUGGGAAGUGGCUGUCUCCAUUUUGCUGUGAUGUGACUACCACAAAAACAGCUACGUAGUGCCACUUCUGGGAAUAGUGUGCUGGAGUAGAUGGUCCCUUGGUUUGAUUCAGCGCAAUCAGUUAUUAUGUUGACAAUGGUCUCAGACAAAUUCUUGCGUCAGAAACAAGCUAUUUACAAGCUAAGUAAAUAAACCAACAGCAACAAUUGUGCAUGCUUACAUACACCCAGCAUAGAAGUGAUCAGAUUGUUCCCAAAUUAUACUCCUGAUAGCCCAAAGAGAAAGCCAACAGAACUAUGGGCCUCACCGAUAAUCAGCGUAACAAAUUGUGGCCACAUCUAUAAGAUUUAACCAGUAUGUUAGCCUGAGGCAUACUUAAUGCCUGUUCAUUAAAGGAUCAGAUGAGCAUGCAGGCAGCAUUCCAGUUGUUAAAAUAUUCAUGUGCCAAUAGGAGUGUCUGUUCCUAAGACAGGCAAACCUGAGCAUAAUGCAUGACAGUCAUAUGGUUCUUGACUGGUCAACAUUAAACCAAUUUUCUACCCCCUUAGUUACCUGCUUUUCUUACUAUUCACAGCAGUUCCCCUGCGAAUUACCCCAGUACUCACAGGUUGCUGUUUUUCUUCAAGUAGAACUGUUGCAUAACCGGACUGUGAGUUUGCUUGCUGUGGGCCACUGGUCCUGCCUCACUGAUAUGCCUAUGGAAGAGUCUAUCGUUGCCCUGAUAAGCUGCUUCUUACCCAGCUGUAAAAGCCAGCAUCUUAGCACACUGUAGAACAGGGGUGAGAAACCUGUGUGCCUCCUGAUGUUGUUGGAUUCUAAUUCCUGUCCACCUGUGUCAAUACCGCCAUUAGUCAGAAAUGAUGCAGCUUGUAGUUCAGCAACACCGGGAGGCAGGGGUAGUGCAAAACAGGACGUGCUGCUUUGCCCUGACGCUGCCAUCACCACCUACCUGCUCCUGCUACUGCCUGCUCUGCUGCCGCCACAUGCUCUGCUGCAUCUGCCACUGACGGAGAAGCAAUACCACCAGUAGCCCCAAUUUUGGGCAAGAUUGUGCCAAUUUGGGGCAUGAUCUUGCCCAAAAUUUGCACUGGGUGUGGUGCUGCUUCUGUGCCAAUGGUGGAGGUGGCAGGGCAGGCAGGGCACCCAUAGGCGUACCUGAUGGGGAACUUCUGCCACCUGAAGCAGCGACCUCACCCUGCCUAAUAGCUGAGCUGCCUCUGUCUGGAGAACACGAGUUCUAUUUUAUUUCAGUAAACAUGUUCCUCAACUUAGUGCCGUCCCCUUAUUUUGGACUACACCUUCCAUCAUGGCCAAUAUUCAGGAAUGAUGCAUGUUGUAGCGCAGCAGCAUUUGGAGGGCCAGAGGUUCCCCAAGAUCCUGCCCACACCCCGGCAUUCAAUGUGCACUCACUUAAAAUGGCUGCUGAGUUCUUCCCUUCCCCUCUUUGUGCACCAAACUUUCUUCUGAUUCCUGGACCAGAUAAUUCAUCUCUCCUCCACCCCAAAUUAGUUACAUAUGUACAGCACUCCCAGAUUCCACUUAGGGAAGUGGAAGUUUUCGUAUGCCGUCACUGGAGACACCAGUUUUCCAUCAGCAAUGAAAGCUAAAUGCUGCACACAGCAGUGGGAGAGCCGAUAAGCAUAGAGACACUUGUCUAAUUUACAAACUUGUAGCACCAAACAGCAAAGCGAUCAAUGUUUGAAUAAGGUCCACCAUUUAUUAAUAGAGAGAUCACAACUUGGAAUACACCGUAAACAAAAUCAAACAUUGCUGAUAAUGUGCAUAGAUUUAUUCUGUGCUGUUUCAAAGGAUUAAAAUGUGGAUGUUAACAGCAAUGUUUGAUUUUCUUAUUAAUGACUUCUGUGAUAUCUCUGUUAAUAAGUCAUUGACUGUGUUCAAUAAUUGAUUUAACCAGUAGAUGGACACCAGCAAUUUGAGAAGGUCUGGGAGCCGACACACAUUGCUUUCCCCAUGGCUACCGCACACGCACUAGUCCACUCUCAGAUAGACAUGGUGAAGUACUCUUCCAUGAAAGCUGCUCUGACUUUCAUCUUCAUUCAGAAAUAAUGUGAUCAGGCUGCCCCUCCUGACCACUAGCCCACUUCCUGAUCUGCUGUCACUCUUCCUAGUGAUCAGGUGCUCCUGAGGGCUGUUACAAGGACAUCUGUACCAGGGAUGGGGAACUUGUGACCAUCCAAACGUCGUUGGACCCCAGUGGUCAGGGAUGCUGGUUAGACCACUGCAAUGCAUUGUAUGUGGGGCAGCCUUUGAAGACCAUUCAGUAACUAGUGCUGAACACAGCAGCUGACUUGUCAACUCAGAGAAGAAGGCAUGAAUAUAUAGUAUGGGUCCCCGCCUGACUGAGCUGUCGGCUAGCUUGUCUUUGAGGCCGAUUCAAAAUGCCAGUUUUGCUCUUUAAGCAUUGUACAGCUUGGGACCCCUAUAGUUAAUGGAUUGCCUUUCCCCAUAUUAAAUUGCCUGCUCCAUAAGAUUGUCAUACAUGCCUCCUCUAAGGAAGGUUAGAGCCAGGGUCAACAAGCUUUUUCAGCUGUGGGCCAGCCCACCAUCCCUCAGACCAUGUGGUGGGCCAGACUAUUUUUUUGGGGGGGGGGAUGAACAAAUUCCUAUGCCCCACAAAUAACCCAGAGAUGCAUUUUAAAUGAAAGCACCACAUUCUACUCAGGUGAAAACAUUCUGAAUCCCGGACCGCCCGUGGGCCGGAUUGAGAGUGUGAUUGGGCGGCAUCUGGCCCCCGGGCCUUAGGUUGCCUACCCCUGGGUUAGAGAGUGGUGUCCACCAUUUAUGCUCCACAUCUAUGGAAUGCUAUGCUCCACUUGGCACCCAGUUUGUCAUUGUUUCAGUGCCGGGCAAUACAUUUUUGUUUUCCCAUGUAUUCCCAUGGGCUGCCUCAGUGACUGGGUGUUUUUACCCUGAUUAUGUUUUUAAUAUGGUUGUGUAUUUAUUUUUACUAGUAUCACUGUAUUUCCUUCUUGAAAUUGCUUUAUGACUUUCUGUUGUGGGAGGCAAUUCAUAAAUUUAAUAAACUUAACCAAGUAACUAAAUCUAAUCUAGCAACAUCUGGAGUGCUGCAAGUUCCCCAUCCCUGAUUGGCUGGGACUUGGACACCAGUGUCACCAGGAAUGGCAAGUGAUGGGCCCGAUAAAGGCUAUGAACUACUUGAUAUGAGGAAUGUCCUGGGUAUGGAUAUCUGUGAAUAUCUUUAUUUUCAAACUUGAUGCCAAAACCAGGCCAAAACCUUUGGUGCUCUGGACUCAGUAGCGAAGUGAAUUCAGCUUGCACAGUAUUCUCUGCAUGCCUUUGUGGGGUACCCUUCAGUUCCUUUUAAAAAGUACUGCCGAGAUUACAGAUGUGUCCAGACAGGGAUGAAGCCAGUGCGUGGAGCUGUUGCUGCCAGAGCAGAAGGGCAGGGGACAUAUAGGCAGGCAUGACACACAGCCACACUUUCACAUGGUCAGCCAAGCAGUCAAUCACAUACUCCGCAGGUGGGUGUGGGGCGGGCAGGUUCAUUCAGUUAGGAAAGCACACACAGCCUCCUGGUCCAGACAUUUUGCUUAGGUUUGUGCCUUCACUGGCCUUUGCUCCUCCCAAGUCUGUGCUUCCCCUCCACCAAACAGAACCUCACAAGUUCAAGUGGAUUUCCUGGGACAUUGCAUUUGUGUGCACAAAAGAUAAAUUUACCUUAUUUAAGUAUAUAUCAUAAUUGAACAACCAGUGGAUAUCCCAUAGGCAUUUUGUUGGCCAAUGCGAGAAUAGGAUUCUUGAGUAGAUGGGCCAUUGGCCUGUUCCAAAAGGCUCUUCUUAUGUUCUUAUAUUUAAGUCUGGGUGGAUAAGAACAGCUAUGGAACAGCAAGUGCUCUACUCAUUAGGCUACUCCUACCCAGAAGUUGCUUUACAAAAACUUCACUGGCUGCUAAUGCCCAAUCAGCAACAGUUGUUGGGGUCACAUUUUUUGCCACCACCACCACCAAAAGUAUUGGGUUUCUGAACUUGCUUUAAUAUGCUAGCCAGGGAGAGGCAGGUGCUGUCAUGAAGCCAUUCUGCCUGGCCAGCUGCCCUUACUAAACCUCUGUAACAUGGAAAUCUGGCUUGUCAUCUGCCAUACUGGGGGGUGUGUGUGUGUGUGUGUGUGUGUGAGAGAGAGAGAGAGAGAGAGAGAGUUUUCCGUAUUGAAAAGAAAUGAUUACAUGAUUUAAUAUUAUUUUAACAAUUUUGAUAAUGUUGGAAGGAAUGGAAGAGUCAAGAAGACGGGGUAAACAAGGGAAGAACAUAUUAUUAUUUUUAGUGGUGCAUACUGAAACUUAGUUAUAUUAGGGUAUUCGGAUUAGGGGCGAUGCCAAGGACUUCAGCUUGACAAGACCUUUGAUAUCACGUUGUGAUUUGGACAGGACCAACCUUGUUGCAGUACAGUUUGGGUUCUUGAUUUGUAUCAAUGACAGUUCUGCAAUUGAUCAAAGGUUUCACAAAUAGAUCUAUCCUAGAUCAAGGCUUUGAUGCAAGGUUACGGGUGCAAUCCUGUUUGCUAUGGAUGGAUAAAUCUGUCAGCUUUAGUUUCUUUUAAUUCUUCACAUUUUCCCAGUCCUCUAACUUCAUAACAUUUCUGGAAGUUGAAUUUUGAUUCAGUACUGGUGACUGGGUAGUAUCUUCCAUCGCAGCUGAGGCAACAGAUCAGAUUGGGGGGAUCCAGAGAGAGACCAUGUGUCAACCAAGGGCAAUGGCUCAGGUAGGGAAAGGCUAUUGUUGCCCCUGAGCAUCUGCUCCUUGAACUGAUUGUCUCACCUUACCUAUCAAUAGGGCUUUCCCUGUCCCUGCCUUGAUUCCUUAUCGAGAAGAACAUUCUGAAUUGGGGGUGGGGGAGGUCAGAGCUAGCCCACCCAUGAGGCAAUGUGAGGUGGCCACCUCAGGCAGCAAGAUCCACAGGGGCAGCAGACCCCAAUGCAGAACUUAACACACCCACCCCACCACCUGUUCCUAAUGUGUGGUGGAUCCUCUUAUCCCUUCUUCCCCGGUGGGGAGGAGGUGUCAUUUUGUGGUUUGUCUCAGGUGCCAAAAUGUCUUGGGCUGGCCCUGGGGAAAACAAAUGUACAAAUGAGUAAUGCUAGCAAGGAGGCACAGUACAUCCUUGAAGAUAUGCAGCAAAGGAGACUUGGUUACGGUGACCUGAUCAGGUGUUCAAGCUGUCUGUUGCUAUGGUAAUGAGGCUGAACUAGAGUGAGAAAGAGACAGCAAUUUUCUCAGUUUGGAACCACGUCUCUUUUCUGCUCAUACUUGAGAGCUUGGAGAGCGUUAUGUCCCAGACAUGGUAACACACCCACCAAAAAAGAAAAAGAAAAAAGAUAAUGGUGUGGAAAGAGAAUGCUGAUUUUCUAAGCAUUCAUCUCCCCACCCCCACCCUAUUAGCAUUUAUUUGCUGAGAACAAUAGAGGACUGUAUGAUGUGAAGAUAGACUGCAUUUACUCAAAUGUAAUGCACACCUUUUUUGGCCAAAUUACGUUGCGAAAAUUAGGGUGUGCAUUAGAUUUGAUGGUGCAUUUACAUUUGCCAGCAAAUACUUUUUUUGGUUCCAAGGUUUUGACAACUGAGGUGUGCAUUAGAUUUGAUGGCGCAUUAGAUUCACGUAAAUACAGUAUUUUACAGUGCAGUCUUAUGGAGGAUAGGGCUUUCAAUGCCUAAAAGCAACAAUGGCUGUGUUUCACCUCCACUGUCAGAGACAAAGGUGUUGUUGUUGGCAUCCAUCUGUCUCUGGAGACAAUGAAGGAGUACGCCUUUGGGGGGUGAGGUCAAGCUAUUGGAACGUUGCAGCACCUGCUGUGAGACUGAUGCUGGAGAGACAUGUUUUGUUGCAGCUGGGGCAGAUGAAGGCGUCCAGUUGUGCUGCUGCAGAUGCACAGGGCAUUUCUUUUGCCUGUGCUCCUCCCAGUGGUCAUUCCUCUGGUCACUGCCAUGGAUGCACAGCUCAGCUGCCCAUCUCCAGGUAAUGCAGUCUGACAAGGUUGAUGUUUACGCUGCUAGCCUUUAGGUCACAUUUGCAGACAGCAAUUCAGACAUUCAGCAUGUCUCUGAGUAUCAGUUGCUUGAAACCUCAGAUGGGGAGAGUGUUAUUGCACUCAAAACCUGCUUGAGGGCACCUGGUUGGACACUGGAGGAAAAGGAUGCAAGACUAGAUGGGCCACUGGGCUGAUCCAGCAGCCAGACUCUUCUUAUGACUGCUAAAUGGAAGCUCCAUGCUCAAAAGAAGUCUGACACUGAAUAGAGAUGGACAGAUUGGUCUGUUUCUGGUCCUGCCAAUUUCACAUGCAUUCUUAAAUUCAUUACCAUCCCAUUUCCAAAUUAAUCUGAUAUUUCAAUUUUAUUCUAAAGCUGCAUUGGUGUGGUGGUUGUUUGGGCUAAUUAAUCCAAUCUAAUUAAUGCACUAGAUCCAGACAAAAGGAGUCAGGCUUAUUCUUAUUUAAAUCAGCAUGAAAAGCCUGUAAUCACUAACUUUGAUUUCAAUGGGACCUAAACAUGAAUAGAUUGGCCUGGAUAUAACCAAAUAAAGCACUGUGUCCAGGUACCUAAAAGCAAUGGGUUGUUUUUUCUUUUUAUUAAAAAAACCCCUUAUUUAAACAUAAUUUAGCCAUCUCUUUCUGACAGAAUUCAGGAAACAACUUAGUCAAAUAACAAGUUUUAAUCACCAGAAUUAGGCAGGCAGUUCUCAGUUAUUAACAUGCAGGGUGAAGAAAGCCUCCUACAAGCAGUCAGUAUUGGACAAAUACUGUUGUAUUAUUUGCCCUGAACAAGGUCCGAUGAUGUUUAGCAAAGAAUGGUUUAUUGCAACUGAGGUUUUCACCUCAUUUCAAAAUAGAAGAGCCAUGCCAAACUUAACAGCUGUAUUGGGACACUGCAAUAAACUGUGGCUUAUGGGAGAACUUUCCCCAACAUGGUGCCCCCCAGGUAUUGCUGGACUGCGACUCCCAUCAUCCCUGACUAUUGGCCAUGCUGGCUGCGGCUGAUGGGAGCUGCAGUCUAAAUUAUCUGGAGGAACCAUGUUGGGAAAGGCUAGUUUAUCAUGAUGGGAAUGAUCCUAGCCUUCUCUUAGCUCUGCAUGUUUUACUCUCUGCUCUCCUCUUCCACCCCUGCUGCUGGAAGGAGAUCAGAAGCUUUUACUUGCCAUUUCAAUUAGAGUUUAGCGCUAUCUCCAAACCCAUGGUUUGAAGUUGGCUUGCUUCAAACAAACCAGUAUUUAAGACUGGCCACAAUUUUUCAGGUUUAGGUGGCAUAGAAAUCUGUGCUUGGUCAAAAACCCAUGUGAUAACUUUUUUUAAUAACAAUUUUUAUUAAAUUUUCUAAAUUACAUUUUAAAAUAUUCAUUUAAACAACCUUGAAUCAAUGACUUCCCUUCUUCUCCUUCCAUGGUUCAUUUUGCAUACCAUAUAUCCCUACAUAUUUCACAUGAACUAAACCAUUCAGUAAUCUUUGUUAUGUCCAUCAAAACUUAUUUACACUGUUGAAUUUAUCUUAAUGCUACCAGCGUUUUUAAAUAAACACAAUUUUCACUUAUAUAUUCAGUAAACAUUUCCCAGUCUUCUUUAAACGUGCAUUCUUCUUGUUCUCUUAUUCUGUAAGUUAAGUCUGCAAGCUCCACAUAUUCCAUCAGUUUAAGUUGCCAUUCUUCUUUGGUUGAGACCUUGCUCGUUUUCCAUUUUUGGGCUUACAAAACAUGGGCCGCGGUAGUAGCAUACAUAAAUAGUUUGGGUUUUUUGACACCUGGGAAUUUUCCUUUGAAUUAUCCCCAACAAAAAGGACUCUGGAGUUUUUUGGAAACAUACUUUCAAACAUUUUUUUCAAUUCAUUAUAUAUCAUAUCCCAAUAUUCUUUUACCCUUUUACAAGUCCACCACAUAUGAUAAAACCUCUUUACAUCUCCAGCACUUUGGAUGUGAAAACUUUCAAAUUCUUCCUUGAUUCCACAGAAAAUACAUAGUAGUUGGUCAUGAAGUCCAUACAUAUGCUGUACUCAUUCUCCAGUAACUUCUCCUGCAUUGUACUGUAUGUGAAAGCAAGAUCUCUUAGUAUAUCCUCCUUUAAAAUAAAACCAAUCUCUAUUUUACUACAUUUUUUAUUGUAUCCUUUCCCCCAAGGAGCUCAGGGUGGCAUAUGCUGUUGUCCUCCUUCUACCCCUCUUAUCCUCCCAGCAAGCUUUUGAGGUUGGUUUUAGAGACAUCUGUCCUACUUUUCUAAAAAUGAACAAAUAAACAAAAUAAGCAUUAAGCAGCUCAUAGCAAGGAAUUUCAAACGAACAGAAAUACAAAGCGAAUGAGGAACACGCAUUCUGCUUAAAAUUGCACAUUACAAAAACAAUAGGGACUAAAGCACCCACCGUCCAAAAGAACCAGGUAAGGGAUAGGCGAGCAAAGAUUCAUCUCACAGAAAGGCAAGAAUGCAUCAAAUCAAUCAGGCUCAUGGCUGUUCCAGAAGAACCAAGUAUUUAUGCCUAUUGAGCCUCCCUGAAGGGUGAGGGUGACAUUUUGUAAGAUUGGUUCCAUAGCCAAAAAUACUUUGCUGCAAGUGGAUAUCCUUUGAAUUUCACAUGGUGGAGGCAGAUGGAGAAAGGUUUCAUACAUUGAAUGAAAUGCACAAGAGGGUCAUACAAAGGAAAUGAGCCUAACUCCCCCGCCCCACCUCCUUGUACCUUCUUCUGACCUGUACAAGCUGUUCCACCAGGGCUCCAGCUGCAAAGAAUGAGAAAUGAAUGUUUCAGAAAUAAAUGGAUUUUCAACCAGAACGCUUUCAUCUGUAUUACCUUUUAAUGUUGUGUAACUAAAAGAAAUGGGAUUGUUGGUUUUCUUUUAAUUUAUUUUUAGAAAAAGUAAAGAAGGCACAGUCACAGUGGAAAAUUGAAAUUUUAGAGUCAAGAUGCCCUUAAAAAUGCAGGAACAAAUCAUAUAAUAAGAAAUGCUAUAUAUAAAGUAUGGGGAAAAAUACAAAAGAUGUUUGGAACAGAAAACCCCAAGAUGGAACUUUCCACUAGAAGCAAUCGCUGUUAAAAAACAACAACAUCAAAGAGAACUGGAUAACGUAUAACACAAUAUUAAGGUAGGAGGAGGGUCAACUAAUAUUGAGGUUAUGAGAAAAUAUAUUAUCACUUUUCUAGUUGGCUAGAUUACUUCCAGGUGAAUGAAGUGUUCAGACAGGAUAAGCAGACAGGUUUUGAAAAGGAGCCUUCAAGAUUUGAAAGAGAACUACUGAAUAGUAAAACCAAGGUAAUUGCAAAAAUGUAUAGACUUCUUUUAGACUAUGAAGUAAUGGAUGAGGAGGUUAAGGCUUCACUGAUAAAGUGGGCCCAAGAUAUGGGCCAUCCAAUUAUGUUAAAAAAUUGGGAAAACUUAUGGAAUGUAAAUUUGAAAUUUACAGCCAGCUAUAAUAUAAGAGAGAACAUGAUGAAAAUGGCUCAUAGGUGGUACCUCACUCCUUCCAGAUUAUCAAGAAUGUAUAAAAAUCUGGUGAAUGCUUGUUGGAGAUGUGGAGGAAAUAAUGGUGACAUGAUCCACAUGUGGUGGACGUGUGAAAAGAUUAAGAAUUUUUUUUGGGGGGGGGGGGAAAUAUACGAUGAAUUAAAAAAGAUGAUGGGGAUAACUUUUACUAAAAAACCGGAGGCAUUUCUAUUAAGUAUUUUAGAUAAAGAGAUCCCAAAAAAUCUAAGGGAGGUAUUCUUGUAUGCAACCAUAGUGGCUCGAAUACUUGUGGCCAAGGGAUGGAAAGAUAACGAGGCUCCAAAAAUAACAGAUUGGCAAAUCAAAUUACAGGAAUUGGUGGAGACGGCUCAAUUGACUAGCAAACUCAGAGGAAACUCAAAGCAAAAAUUUGCGGAAAAAUGGGAUGGUUAUAGGAGAUAUGUUCAAAAAUGCAAUAAUAGUUUUGACUCCAUGCUAGCAUUCGAGUGAUAAAGGAACUAAAAGGAGGUGGACAACAAUUAAGGAUGUGUUAUGUUUUCAGAAUGUAUUGGAAAAUUUAUAUAGAAAGGUUUAUUGUAUUGUGUACAUUCGAUUGUAAGAUAAAAUAUAUGCAAAGGGACUUGACAGGAAGUCAAAGUUGAAGAAAAGAUUUUGUAAGAUAAAAGGGGGGGGAAAUAUUUACUUUCAUUAUUAUCAUUUGUGUGUGUGUGUGUGUGUCUGUACAUAUGUGUGUUUUUGUAUGGAAUGUUUGGGAGGAAAUAAGACAGUAAAUAACAAAUAACAAACUAAAUAUUGAUGUAUGUAAUUUUUAUUUCUCAAUUAUAUUUAGUGGUAGUAUGGUUGUACUGUUUUUUGUAACAUAAAAUCAUUCAAUAAAAAUUAUUUUUUUAAAAAUAAAAAUGCAAAACCAUUCUUAGGUUACCCUGGUGCUACUUAUAGGGAGAGAAAGAGUAGCAUUAGAAAUUAUGGUAACCCGUGGUACCUUUCUGCAUGCCCUUAGGAAAGACCUAAUUAUUCUGAGUUGCAUUGCUGUUGGAAUCAUGCAGAUUGCAGUGGUCUUAUCUCCACCACUCCUGCAUAGGGCUACCAGGUCACACAAUCAGUACCUCCAUAAAUGCCAACCAAAUUGGCUGCUCAUUGGCAGCCUGGUGCUCCCCUGAAGGCUAUCAUGCUGAGGUCACCAGAUCUAUGAGUUGGCCCAUUUUGAAUAAGUGUAAGAUGCUGUUGGCUUGAUCGUAUGAGAAUGACCCACCAAAAAUCUUAGACCCAUUGGAAUGAACUGAAACUGUGCAAGGGUAUGGUUGCUCAUCUCACUGUGGCUUGCACAAGUGCAUUAUGUUUAGGCAUAUAUUUGCAUAUGUGUUGCCUCCUGUGAAAACAAAGAACAAAAGAGGACACGGAUUUGCAUAAAAUGUUCACAUGCUAAUUUGCAUGUACAGAUUCAAAUCUAGAAAGAAUUGCUUUAAUUUAAAAAGAAAUACAAUGCAUUUCACCAUACUGGGAAAGAUUGGGACCACCUGUGUGCCAAUCAAGUCUGUUCUCCAGGUGCUAACUGUGGAUAGGCAACUUAAGAAUGUACCGUAAGAGCUAAAGCUCCAUGGUAUAACAUCUGCUUUGCCAAAGGGCUCAGGUUCAGUCCCUGGCAUCUCCCGGUAGGGCUGGGAAUAUCCUUUUCUGAAAUCCUAGAGAACCACUGACAGUCAAUGUAAGACAAUUUGAUCGAUUGAUUGAUUGAUUGAUUGAAUGAAUGCAAGACAGUACCGAACUUGAUGAACCAAAGGUCUGCUUCAGCAUGAGGCAGCGUCCCUUGUUCUUAAGUAUCCUGACCAACCAAAUGAACAGCCUAUGGAAAUCCCCUGCUGUUCUCCUUUCUUAGGGUUCUUUUAUCUUUAAACUGGACAUGGAUCAGAUAUCUCUCCAGAUAGAGGACUCCUUCCAACAGAGGAUGGUCCCCAAACAGCCCUUCAAAUGGAGGACUCGCCUCCUUAAAGUAAGAUGCAUAGCCAACUUGAUCAUGUUGUCAGAUUGGCCUGUGUCUAAUUCUGCCACUCUUAAGGGCACCCUAUAUCUGCUACCCAAGGGUGCUUUGUGGUAGGGCUGAAGGCAAUGGAAGCUUCUUGAUCUUUAAUGGUGAUGUACCCAGAUCUAGUGGCGGAGCUUCAUGCUCCGGCACCAGGGGGCGGAGAGCAGGUGGGCGUGGGGGUGGCGCACGCCCACCAGCUCUCCACCCCCCGGUCCUGGAGCAUAAAGCUCCGCCACUGGAUCUGGGUACAUCACCAUUAAAGAUCAGGAAGCUUCCAUUGCCUUCAGCGCAGGCGAGGGGGCAGCCACGAUGGCACCCCACCUGGAUUGCACUGCCGGGGGCGGUGCACUCCCCCCCCCUCCUCUGCCAGUGCCCAGAUCAUAGCCUGAUACAGUGGCAGACCUACAUUUUGGGGGCCCUGAAGCUUGAACUGUCAUGGGGCCCCCUUUGCAACCAGCAAUGAGGUCUGGGUGACCACUGCUAUCUUCUGCAAGGGGGUUGUUCUACAACAGAUCAUCACACCUUUACAACAUCUGUUCUACCGACUCUCAUACUUUGGGAUUGUUGAAAUAUAUACAAGAAAAAAUAACCAAUUUGAGUUGUGUGCCUCAAAUUGGGUCAACUCCAAAAAAAAUAAGCAAUGUGGAUGAAAACUGCUUCUGGGGCCCCUUCAGGAUUAGGGGCCCUGAAAGUUAAGCUUUAUUAGUUUCAUAGUAGAUCAGCCCCUGGCCUGACCUCAUGUUUUGGUAUGGAAAUAUUCUAAAGCUUCAACUCAUUAGGUUUUGUAGUUUUGUUGUGCUUGGAAAGAGGCUGUGUGCAGCCUAAUAUUGCAUGAAACCUGUUUCUUUCUUCAGUUUGCUUGACAAGUGUUUUACAUCUCUCCUCCAGCAUAACUAAAUGUACACUAUUCUGACCUGUUCUGCAAAAACCAAUAAUGUUUCUACAACUCCAACUGCCAUAGAAGAAUUCUUCUUCUGUCUUCCCUUCCUUAACAAGGUUAUUUUUAUCUUGAUGCAGUCAUCCUCUACUUCAUUUUUGUUCUUUUUUUCUCCCUUCAUCCUGAAUUUUGAUCAAUGCUUUAUGAGCCAGGCUAGGACUGUGUGUGUGUAUUUUGCAUGUUGUUGUUUUUUUAAAGAUCAUGCAUCUCCUGCAGGGGAUUUGAAGGGCAAGAGACAUACUCAGAGGUUGUGUUGCUAAAGUCUUUGCAAAGAGAGAUUCAUGGGAUCCUGGAGAUGAAAUUACAUCCUUGCAAGACUCUGUCAGGUUAAACCUUUGUUGGAAGCACACAGGUAGCAGAUUAUCCAUUCACUGAAUUGCAAAGGCUCUCACUUGAAUGGUAUGGUAAAAAUGGGGCUGAAAAAGAAGGCCAGGCCAAUGCAUAGUCAAUAGGCCAUUUACAAUGGUAAGGUCCUGAAAUUUUGUUUCAUCUCUAAUGGUAACCUCCACAGGGUCAGGGGACCACAUUUUCAAAUGUUUUGCAAAUGCUGUCUUGUAAAGCAAAUAGGAUUUAUGUCUCCUAACCUGCAUCUUUUAUUUUUCUGCAAGGACCUACCAUAUUUUUCCAUGUACAGUGGUACCUCGGGUUAAGUACUUAAUUCGUUCCGGAGGUCUGUUCUUAACCUGAAACUGUUCUUAACCUGAAGCACCACUUUAGCUAAUGGGGCCUCCUGCUGCCGCCGCGCUGCCGCUACAUGAUUUCUGUUCUCAUCCUGAAGCAAAGUUCUUAACCCGAGGUAAUAUUUCUGGGUUAGCGGAGUCUGUAACUUGAGCAUAUGUAACCUGAAGCGUAUGUAACCUGAGGUACCAUUGUAUAAGAUGCCCCCAUGUAUAAGACAACCCCUAUUUUUUAAACCCAAAAUUAAGGAAUUAAGUUGUUUAGCUUUUUUGGAGGGUGGAGGAGGUCACUUCCGCCAAUUGCUCACCCGCCUGCCCGCCACUGCCGAUCACUUGCCAAAGCCACUGCCGAUUGCACACCUUGCCGCAGCCGCCAGUUGUCUGCUUGUUCACCGCCAUCAACAGCCCACCCACCCACUUGCCACAGCUGCCAAUUGCCUGCCUGCUUCUCCACAGCCGCCAGUCACCUGCCCAAUUGCUGCAGCCACAGCCAAUCGCCAGUAGGCCUUGCUGCAGCCACCAAUCACCCGCCCAGUCACCAAUGCCAAUCUCCUGCUUGCUGCUGCCAUUAAUCACACGUCCCCCCUCUGCAUUCACUUUCCGGGUAUAAGAUGGCACCCAAUUUUUGCCUAAUUUUUUUUAGCAAAAAGCAUCGCCUUAUACACGGAAAAAUGCGGUAUUUCUUUCUAUACCCCUUCUCAUGUAACAUCAUGGCAUCUCAUUCAGAGCUGAUAUAAGCGACACUAGUCGAAGAGGUUUGGGUCACAGUGAAACCCAAAGCAAUUGCUUCUAAACUACAUCAAGAAAAUGCAACUGAUGUAAUUUCAUAGCCUCUGGCCAAAGCCCCUUUCCAGCUAUUAGGCAGGAUGGAGGUAAUAGGAAACUACCUUGCUUUCCUUUGUGUUGGCAAAAUAAUGUGUUGAUCGACCAGAUGGCUUUGUGCACCAGUGGUCAGGUGGCAAUUUUGUUUGCCUGCAACCAGGUUCAUGCAGGAAAGGUUCAGUCAAAGCACAAUGUUGUUGCACGCUGCCACAAUCUCUGAGUGCUGAGAGAUUCCAUGGUGCUUACCCAGGGUUCGUGUUUCCUUUUGGGAAUGGGGCACAGCAGAGACUUGUAGUGUCUUUAGGUUAUAUGGUUUAUUGACACAUAUAUACAACCUGAGCCUACGAUGGAGGGGUUCACAGCAUCAGCACCCCAAAAGGGUCUUGCUUCUCCCAUAGACACAGCCUUGGAUUCAAGCAGAAAUGAGCCAUGGCCCUCUCUUUGCCUUUCUAACCUGCAGCUUUUUCCUCUAGGUCAGUGGUUCCCAAUUAGCUAAUUGCCGAGGACCCAUUAUUUUUCAAAAGCCAAGCCACGGACCCCCUACUUUUGCAAAUUUGGAUAACUCUGUGGUAGUUACCUCUGCAAAGCAAUUUUAGGUAUACUGAAAAACAGACCAGGACUGAGCUAGUUUUCAACAUCAUGAUACAGUGGUACCUCUGGUUAAGAACUUAAUUCGUUCCGGAGGUCUGUUCUUAACCUGAAACUGUUCUUAACCUGAGGUACCACUUUAGCUAAUGGGGCCUCCUGCUGUUCACAUCCUGAAGCAAAGUUCUUAACCUGAGGUAUUAUUUCUGGGUUAGCGGAGUCUGUAACCUGAAGCAUCUGUAACCUGAAGCAUCUGUAACCCGAGGUACCACUGUACAUCAGUAGCUAGACAUAACGUUAUUAUGAUAUAUCAUGAUAUCUGAAAUUGGAGAUCAGGCGUAGGGAUGAGGGAAGCAGCAGUCAUGGAGAUUGGAUGGGGCGGGGGGAGGAAGCGGAGUCACCUCCACCAAAAGGUUUGAGUGGGAGGGGAUGGGGAUGGAGGGUGCGUUAAGCCGCCAUCAUUGGGGCAGCCAGUGGUGGCAGCCAGCAAAAAAAGCUCCUCCUCCUCAGUGUCAGGGAAGGGUAGUGCCACGGUGCCUUGAAGGGAGGGCAGUCAGUUGCCCUGUUGUCUGUCAGUGUGAGGGGGAGGCAGUGCCUUGCAAUUAGCUGCCCUGUUUUCCAUCACCAUGAGGGAAGGCUGCAGCAUUAUCGGCUGCCCUGGUCUCCCUCAGCAUGAGCGAAGGCAGAUCAGAUCAGCAGUGCUAUUGGCUGAGAUCAUCGUGCCAUAUCGGCAAGUGCCUUGAAAUUGGCUGCUGUGCUCUCCCUCGCAACAGGAGCGAUAUAUUGCUGCGUAUUGCCGAGUCAAAAUUGUUACUGUAGUGAGAUUUCAAAACCGAUUUUGGCCAAUAUAUUGAAAAAUCACACAGCGCUAAAAAAAGACCAUAAAAUUUGUGAUAUUGCCAUGCAAAAAUGACAAAAAUUUAGUUGGGCAGGAGGCAAGGGAUGGGGCCGCAGACCCCCUGGGUGAGUUCCACAGACCCCUAGGGGUCCCUGGACCCCUAAUUGGGAACCACUGUUCUAAGUCAUAUUGAAGCAAACUCUCCAACUCCAACUUUGUCAUUCUAAGAGCUGGAGGAGGGAGGAGGGCCCCACCCAUUUGCAUGCCCAGCCGGACACCCCCGCCCCAUGAGACAGUUGAAAGCAAUGAAUCACACAGCUCUGGCCAAUCCGGUGUGUCUCAAGAGGCAAUGAGGGUAUGGCGCAUCGGUCUGCAAAUGGUACGCACUGUUAGAUGUGUGAGUGAUUAUUGCCUUCUCACAUAGAGCCCCUUUUCCAUUCUUCUCUAAAUGGCCCAUUACCUUUCCUUUGUUCUCCUAAUCACUCAAGAGGCAAGCCUGUCUUGAUUAAAUUCUAACAUCUAGGGAUUUAGAUGUCUGCCACCCACAAGCUCAUAACAAUAUAUAAUUCCAAUAUUGAUUCCAGGAGGAUGGGUCAUUCACACACCUGGUCCCUACAUGUUUUCUCUAUGGGCUGUGUACACAAUAUGUAUGCAGCAACCCUGUUGGUACUUCUCCAUUUCCUUUUGUGAUGGGGUUCACUUUCCUCAAAGCAAGUUGACUGGGAAAAGACAGACCAGCUGGGUUGCAGGAGUAAAGAUACUGUCCCUUGUUGGGUCAGCUGAAGCUAUGUUAUGCUUUGCUUCAUUAUCUGGAAGCUAACCAGCCAUGAAGACAGGGCUGGUGCUACCAUUAGGAGGAGACCUCAGGUAGCAGAUCAGGCCACUGUAGUCUACGCAUUCAUAACAUUAAAACUAGGCUACUGCAAUGCACUUUAUGUGGGGCUGCCCAUGGGCCUGGCUCAGAAGCUCCAACCAGUGCAGAAUGCAGGAACUAGACUGCUGAUGCAAGUAGACAUCUGAUGUCAUGUGGCACUACUGAAACAUCUGCACUGCAUGCUCAUAUGCUACUGGACCAGGUUAGUAUACAAAGCCCUGGGUCAAGGAUAGUUUAAGGACUGCUUUCAUCCUUUUAUCCCAUCUUGAUAACUGAAAUAAUCUGAAGGAGUGCUGUUAGUUGUCCCCCAUGGUUCAGAGACCUGGCUACUCAGCUAAAACCUGGGCAUUUCCUGUUACCUGUUCCAUACUUUUCAGGUAGAGCUUUGGCAGUCAUUCUCAGUUUUCAUUCUUGGGCAUCUCUUGGAAACUGUUCCUACUUUGGGAAAGGAACCUCUGAAGGACUCAAAGAUGCGCUUCUGUGUGUGGAAUAGGGGGGCAACAAUACCAUCUUACCUUUUCUGCCUUUGGCAGAAAAAUGUCUUAGCCCGGCCCUUCAUGAAGGGACAGAUUAGGUGCUUUUCAUGUUGUUGUUUGGCCUCCUUGGUAUGGAUUGAACCAAGUCUGGCCCCAUAUUUCUGGAGGACCUUCAGCAAAGUGCGCUCCAUGGACCACCUUGUCCAUCUAACAACUUCCCUGGCCAUGGGCUCACCUGAUGGCAGCUACAGCUACAUGCCCCACUUUAAAAUUCUCCACAAUUUAAAAGUACCUGACAUUCGGGGGGGGGGAGCAUUGUAGAGUAUGUAAAAUGCACUUUGUAGCCACCCAUUGUGUAGGUGGUGGUGGCUGCAUGGCAGAUGCAAUGCUGGUGGGCCCUGGCAUGGCAUUGGGGCCCUGGCAGUUGCCUGAGAGUGCCAGUGCUGGUACCAAGCCUAGGGAUUUUUCUUCAGUCCCCCUUGAAGUAUCACAGGCACCAUCCUUAAUUGUGCCUAACAAAGACCUAUAUUUUCCAUCAAGCAUUUGUUGAUUUUAGUGCAUAGCUUUUAGCCUUCUCUAUAUCUUUCUGUUGUUGUUGUUGUCGUUGUUGUUGUUGUACAGCCAAACCUCGGUUCUCGAACGGCUCCAUUUUUGAACGUUCCGGCUCCCAGAUGCCAAAAACCCAGAAGUAAAUGCUCCAGUUUUUGAAUGCUUUUUGGAAGCCAAACGUCCGGCAUGGCUUCCGCUUGAGUGCAAGAAGCUCUUGCAACCAAUCAGAAGCCAUGCCUUGGUUGUCAAACAUUUCAGAAGCCGAAUGGGCUUCCAGAGCAGAUUACAUUCGACAACCGAGGUUUGACUGUACUGAUGUUUUGGGUUGUUGUUUUAAUAUGUACUAUUUUAAUACAUUUUGUAAUCCACCCAUUAAUUUGAUAAUGAAUGACUGUAUAUAAAUAAUAUAUUUAUCUAUUUAUUUAUUACAUUUAUAUACCAUCUGUUUCUCUGAGGAGCACAAGGUGGUGUAUGUUGUUCUCCCCCUCCUUUUUUUAUACUCACAACGUUCCUGUGAGGUAGGUUAGGCUGAGAGAGGCAGUGACUGGCCCAAGGUAACCCAGUGAGCCUCAUGACUGAGUGGGGAUUCAAACCGUGGCCUCCCAGCUCACAGCCCAGCACUCUAACCACACUGGCUCUCUAUCUAUAAUAUCAACUAUAGCCAAGAAAUUGAGAGUACUGCUCAGACGCUAUUAUGCGUUGUGUGGAUCCAUAAUUAGCCUCCACAGUCACUUAUGGACUCAUUGUUAAAAGUGUGUUUAUGGAAGACAAUCUUACUUGGCUACGAGUGAUCGCCAAAGAAGAAGAAUAUGCCUCCUUCACACAAACACACACUUUUCUCCUCUUCUUGGAGUUGACUCUGUGCCACAUUGUUAGGAAGCCAUGCCGAAUAGCGUCUAUCAAUCAUUGCACUGUCAAAGAAUUCCCAGUUAUGUAUUUUGCAAAAAAUGACAAAAGUGAGUAGCAAUGCACUGCCGCCACUCCACAUGGACACUUAAUUAUUAAUACUUGAACAUUAAUACUUGUAUUUCUUUCCCCCUAGAAAGUGCCUCACUUUCUCCUAUAAAACAAAACAAUUUAUUGACAGACAACGUAUAGCACAACAGAGUGUUGAAGUUUCAGUGUAGGUGUGGCAGCCUGACAGCCAGAGGCGAUGCAGUGCAACCGAUUAUAUGGGUUUUAUUAUUUUGAUAUCAGAAUGUUUGAGCUAAAAUAAAAUAUUGCUAAAGAACUCUCUACCCCAUGCACUGGGGACUGAGCUCAUACUUGCUCGAGCUACUGAGUUCUAAGCGUUAACAAAUCUAUUUUCUAGACAUUUUGAGGGCUGGGAGGCAGACGGCUGGCCUAGAUUUCCCCAAACACAUUAUGCCAGGGAGAACAGGCACAGGAAUAGGAGUGUAACUUAUAGCCAGCCACAGACUUUCCAAAAGGAUGGAAGGUGAGCCCAGUGGAAGCUAUUAGAUAUUAGAAUCCCAUCUAAAGUGUCAAUUUCAGUUCUCUUAGGUUUGUCAUUCUCCCCUUCUUAAAUUCAGUUCUACGUGUUUCCAGCACAAUCUGUAACAACAACAACAACAACAACAACAACAACAACAACAACAACCCUAAUGAAAAAUUGUCAGCAUUUUAGUGUGAAUUUAUGCUCAUUAUUGGGGGGGGGGGGGUUGAGUCUGGACUAACAUACAUGUUUUUUGCCAACAAGUCUCCCUAGUGCAAUGUGGUUUUUGUGUUACUCCCACUAAUACAGGUACAUGUCACCUUUUUAAAAAAACGCACACAUUGUGGCAGACACCCCCAUUGAAGAUUGGGACCGGGUAAUGUGACCAAUAGUCUGGGUGUGUUAAUAGAGAAACUUCCCUUGCAUCCAGGGGAGGUCUAUAAUUAGACAGCAGCAAGGUAUUAUAUUUCUGUGAAGGCUGCCCAAUGUCCACUCACUCCCCUCACAGAGGUUCAAAGUACGAGGGAGCAAUUGUAGGACAAAUCUAUAUGUGUAUUUAAUAGCAUCCUAGGGGGGUUUAAUGCUUAAUGGUUUCACACAUGAGGCACAAAACUUAGGUCAAAGCACAAACUCUUUACAGAGAAACUUUUUAAAUGGCACUCUUCAUCUAUGUAGACUUUCCCCACCUGUAAUGGUUUGGAAGCUCCUGCCAGUGCAGAAUGCUGCAGACACAUUGCUGAUGGGAGCUUCUUAUUGAAAACAUGCAACACCAGAGUUUAAAAAGCUGCACUGGCUACCCACCUGCUGCCAAGCUAGGUUCAAAGUUACUGUAUUGAUUUACAAAGGCCUGAACAACUUGCAUCUGAAUCCUUAUAUACCAGCUCAAUCACUGUAAUCAUCUGCAAGAGCGACUUUGGUCAUUCACUGAGUUGGUGAGGCUCGUUUGAUAACAAUGAGGAGCCAAGUCUUCAGUGCCAUUGGCCCAGUCCUGUGGAAUACUCUGCCAACAGAGAUUCAGCAGGCACCUUCUGUGCAAACUUUUGAAUGCCUGCUGAAAACUUUUCUAUUCCAUCAGGCCUAUGCAGGCAAUAAAAAUGCAUCCCCCACAAUGGUCUGUUAAAGUUUGUUUUUAAUUUCUUUUUGUGUUUUCCUUGUUUUUAACAUCUUAUUAUUUUAUUGUUUGGUUUUAUGUUUUGUAUUGCUGUGAUAUAUAUUUAUGAUACAGAGAGACAUAAGCAUUAAGUAAGUAAGUAAGUAAAAUAUCUGUGUUCUUAACCAUCAACCCUUCCAAGCUAACCCAGCUCAGAUGGUCAAAAUCUUGUCUGUCCACAGGCAAUCCCUACCUCUAACUGAGACUCAAUUCACUAUCUGUCCCCACUGACAGAUAUUCCCUUUCUGAGUCUACUCAGAUAGCCAGAGGCCCCAGCUGCCUACCCAGAGAGAAAGUCCCUAUCAAACCUUUAAACUGCAUCUCAUCUUAAUUCCACUCUUUCCUUUCUGAUUGGCUGCUGGACUCAACAGCUCUCACUGGGUGCUGGGUCACCAGGAGGCAGACCCAGACAGUGGCGUAGCGUGGGGGGUGCAGGGGGGGCCGGCCGCACCGGGCGCAACAUCUGGGGGUUAGGGUUAGGGGGCGCAAAUCCACGGGUUAGGGGGCGCAAAUCCACGGGUUAGGGGGUGCAAAUUACUUGCCUUGCCCCGGGUGCUGACAACCCACGCUACGCCACUGGACCCAGAGCCUGCGUGUCAUGCAGAUUGCCCUGGUGUAUGCAUUUACGUACAUAUAACUUGGCUGGAGAACCACAUCACAAAAUUCAGGGCAUGGGAAUUUUGCAUAUUCUUUCAAAAAAUGUGAAUCUAGUAAGUGUUGUUUGGGCCAAAGAAUGAAGAUGAGUUAUGUUUAUAAAAUUAUGUAUGGCUUUGAGAAAGUAGGUAGAGAAAGGUUUUUCUCCCUCUCUCAUAAAGAAGUAACUCUUGGGCAUCCAAUGAAGGUGAAUGUUGGAAGAUUCAGGACAGAAAAAAAGGAGUUCUUCAUGCAGCACGUAGUUAAAAUGUGGAACUUGCUCCCACAGAAAGCAGUGAUAGAAACCAACCUGGAUGACUUUAAAAGAGGGUUAUGCAAAUUCACGGAAGAGAGGCUUACCCUCUUGAUCUUCAUAAAGCAUCAUGUAAGAACUUAAGAAAUGUCUUGCUGAAUAAGGUCAGUGGCGCACCCAGUCCAGCAUUCUGUUCUCACAGUGGCUGAAUGCUUGCCUAUGGGAAACCUGCAAGCAGGAUUCAAGCCCUAAAGCACUUUCCCCUCAUGUGGUUUCCUGAAACUGAUAUUAGGAAGGAUUGCUGCAUCUAACGGUGAAGGCAGAGCAAAGCCAUCAUGGCUAUUAGCUACCAUUAUCCCUCUGCUCCAUGAAUUUGUCUAAUCUUCUUUUACAUUCUUCUAGGUUGGUGGUCAUCCUGUGGGAGUGAGUUCCAUAGUUUAACUAUGUGCUGCAUGAAUAAGUCCCCCCCCCACACACACCUUAACUGCCAGUGCAGUUGGCUUUGGUAUGUAGAAUGGAGGAGAGGUUGCCAUCUUGCCCUUUGCCUCAGGGAAUAAACUGUACAGUGGUACCUCAGGUUAAGUACUUAAUUCGUUCCAGAGGUCCGUACUUAACCUGAAACUGUUCUUAACCUGAAGCACCACUUUAGCUAAUGGGGCCUCCUGCUGCUGCCAUGCCGCCAGAGCACGAUUUCUAUUCUCAUCCUGAAGCAAAGUUCUUAACCUGAGGUACUAUUUCUGGGUUAGUGGAGUCUGUAACCUGAAGCGUAUGUAACCCGAGGUACCACUGUAAUGGGUUGGCCUUGGAUAGUGGACUUGUUUUAUGCAACAUUUAUAUUCUGAGAGCAUUAUGUGAAAAUUAAGAAGAAACUGCUGCAGCGUUUUUGUUUUAUUAUUCACUAUAUUUAUACGACAGUGUAGUUCUCUGGUUGACUCGCAAGCCUAGAACGACAGAGUGCAGUUCAAAUAACAAUAUCAUAACUUAACAAUAUUCUAAAGAACAGCUUGCAGCCUAAAGAUUUCAGCAGAGACAAUAAAGCCAGAUGACUAAAAACAUAUAUCACAGCAAUUCAAACAGUGAAACCAUAGGUUUGUUAAAGGAUCAGGAGAAUGAUAGUGUUGCGAGUUGGGGAGAGUAUGCAUGAUGCCUCAGCCUCUUAUAACCAUCUAUGGAGUCCUUGAUCCAGCAAGGGCUAAAACCUCAUGUAGAAUCCAGUUGUUCAGAAAGCCAGCCCAGCUUCUUGGUGAUGCCUCGGCCUCUUAUAAUGGGCCUAAGCAUGGUUGUUAGUAUAAGAAAGGGAGUGGGAGGCCCCAUUAGCUAAAGUGGUACCUCAGGUUAAGAACAGUUUCAGGUUAAGAACAGACCUCCAGAACGAAUUAAGUUCUUAACCUGAGGUACCACUGUACUUUCUUCUGGCAGGCCUGGGUAAAUAAACUACAUACAAAACUGAACUUUUUUUGGAGGAGCCACCCAGAAGAUAAGAAGAUGCAGCAAGGUCCAAACAAUUGCCAUAUCCUGAUGUACUUACAAACCAUGAAUUUGUGGUAUUCUGAGUCAAUUUGACCCAUGAGACGCUGUAAUUAUUUGAUGAUUGCAUGUUUUGUUAUGUGGUGGCUCUUAUGUGUCUGGACUGCACAGUGCAUGUAAUGCUCUGAACAUUUAUGUCCAUGAUUAAAUGUCCUGUGGCUCACUUGAGGGUGACCUGUGCUUUUCAGACAAAUAAACAUAACCCAAAUGGAGCCACUGCACAUCACUUGCACACAUAGAAGCAAACUUGAUGAGCAACUUUUAUUGUCCAAAGUAAAGCGAUAGUUCCAAAGCUCUGUGCCUGAGUGCAAUGCAGAAUUAAUUCAAAGAGAACCUAGUAUAUUUCAAGCAUUUAAAGGCAAACUUACUCAAUUCACAGUUUCUGAAACAACAUGUAAGCAGAAAAACAACCACCCUUUCACACUUCUCACAAAUUCUCAGCGUAUUUCUCCAGCUAAGUAAUGUGUUCAAUUAUGCACACACUGGGGCAAAGUGGGCAUAAAAAUGCAUAUAACAGUGAACAUAUUAGAGGGAAAAUACUUUUUUAAAUGGGCAUACAAAGAUGUGUGAGGGAAACCAAAAUGGGACUGUUUACUAAUUCCAAAUAACCUGCUGAUAGCAAUUCAUGUAAAAGUAUAGAAAGACUUAGGAAGCUUUUUGCAAACACAAUAGCUUUUAAAUCAGUGGAGGACCAAGUACCUGUUUUCAUCUGAGGAAUGUAAGCAGCUUUAAGCCUAUUCAGGUUACUUUGACCUGUUAUGUGAUUUGUUUGCCGGGAAGUUAGAUGAUGUUGCAUCAAAGCAAGUGUUAGCCCAAAUCUUCUAUCACUUUUUCCCAUCACUGUUCUUUUUCCCCUUUUUUUAAAAAAGGCUGAUCCUUUUGGGAAGCUGGUUUGCUCUGCAAGAACUCAUAGGUAAAGGUAAAGGGACCCCUGACCAUUAGGUCCAGUUGUGACCGACUCUGGGGUUGCGGUUUAUUGGCUGAGGGAGCCGACGUACAGCUUCCGGUCAUGUAGCUAGCAUGACUAAGCCGCUUCUGGCGAACCAGAGCAGCGCACGGAAACGCUGUUUACCUUCCCGCCGGAGUGGCACCUAUUUAUCUACUUGCACUUUGACGUGCUUUCGAACAGCUAGGUUGACAGGAGCAGGGACCGAGCAACGGGAGCUCACCCCGUCGCGGGAAUUCAAACUGCCGACCUUCUGAUCGGCAAGCCCUAGGCUCUGUGGUUUAACCCACAGCACCAUCUGUGUCCCUGCAAGAACUCAUAAGCUACCAUAAUUGCUCAACUCAGAUUUGUCAGUACAGUGGUACAUUGGGUUAAGAACUCAAUUCUUUCUGGAGGUCCAUUCUUAACCUGAAACUGUUCUUAAUCUGAAGCACCACUUUAGCUAAUGGACUUCGCGCCGCCGGAGCACAAUUUCUGUUCUCAUCCUGAAGCAAAGUUCUUAACCCGAGGUACUAUUUAUGGGUUAGUGGAGUCUGUAACCUGAAGCGUCUGUAACCCGAGGUACCACUGUAUGUGAUUGAAUCCCACAUGGAAACAGUGACAGUCUGGAAGCAGUUCUACACACAUGUAAGACCCAUACUGCUAAUGUCAUGGGUGGCAACUAACACCACCUUCUAGUGAACAUGUAUAUGGCAUGAACGUUUUCAGGGAAUGAGUUUUCUGCACCUACAGCCAUUUGCACAAAGGAUUUCUCCCUGCAGACAUUUAUUCUCUACACACAGAGUCUAGUUGGCACAUGAGACAUCAGCAGUUUGGCUACUUGAUGCAGCCUUUCUUCCUGCUCAGGCAAUCACUCUAUACACGGGUAUAGCUUCUUAAUUGGAUUUGAAUGUAUAUUUGUUGCACACACACUGGGGAUCAAUGGGCAGUGUAGUUCCCUGACACACUGAAAGUCUUUAAUUCGUUCAGACAUGAUCAUCCAUAUUAUAUGACAUUUUGUUGUUAUUAUUUCAUCAUUUUAAACAAAAAAGAUGUCUCAAACCAAGUUGCACAUUCAUAAAGCACAAGUAGUUUAACAAUAAUGAAAGAACAAGAAUAUAUACUGUAUAUAUAGAAAUAACAAAAUACCUAGAAGUGCCUAAACUGUUACAUGUGCAACUCCAAAGGCUGACAAUAUAAAGAACAUCAAAACAUCCCACUUGUGUAAACUUUACAGAGAGAAAUAUCCAAAGCAAAAGACUUUGAUUCAUCUGAGUUGCAUAAGCUGCCAUCACAGAAUGAGGUUCUUCGUAAACUAGGACUACAAAUCCCAACAUGCAGAGGAGCAUUGUGGUAAUUGUGCAGUUGUCUGUCUUUCUGCUGGUAGCAUUUAAAGCAUCACAGAGCAGAAAGAAUUAAAGGACUCUUUUCUUACAAACAUAAAGUCUAACCUUAGUUUACUGCUGAAUCAGAACAAAUGGUGUUCCACAGAAAACUCAAUUGGCAUUUGUUACAAUUUGGCGAUAAUCAGUAGGUUCCCCCAGGGUAAAUAAAGAUCCUCUUGGACCCAUAACUAGAAAUCAGAGGGCAAGCAGAAGAAAACAUGGGGCAAGUGGAAGUGUGGAUGAACCCAAAGAGGGAACCAGUGAUAAGCCUUGUCAAGUCAUUGACAAGCCUAUGUAUGUGGAGCUAACCUCCCUCCAUCUUCUCUCUCUCUCUAUUGCCUGCCCUAUUGUGAAUUGCAGAUUGUAAUCUCCUUGGGGACCGGGACCUUUCUUUUUGUCAUUACUUGGUCAACCUUUAUUUAUUUGGUUUAUUUGGUCUGAAGCACUUUCAUCCCACUCUUAGCCAAAAGAUUGUCUUACAAAUGUCAAGGAAGUUUAUUGAUGGGUCUUUGUAACUAACAAGUGGGACCUUCAACAAAACGUUGCAGCAUGAAGUGCUCUGGUUUGCGGGGUGCCAGCCUGCCAGCCAGCUAUGCUGUCUUCCUGGGUGUCUCUUGCCACCAAUAGCCAAUUCUGUGGCCACUGAGCAUGCUCAGUCUGCAUUAAGCUGUUUUUCUCUCCCCACACAUGUUUAGGAUUCUUUCCCAGGGAGUAUUUUUGUAUUUUUGCAAGUCUUUGGGUACCCUUUGUCCCGUUCGCAUCUCAAUCUUUUGUGUGGGUGGUGCUGUUUUGACUGUCUAAGGACUGGAACACAGAUAACUACAUUCACUGUCUGUAUAGAUGAUUAACAAUUAUUUCUUCUUCUAGUUUAUUUCCUUUGGCAUGAAUAUGGUAUGCAGGCAGAAGCACAACAGUUUGCCUGCUAGCAUGUGUUACUGCAAUAAGGGGCAAUAGCCCCAGAUUCUUAACAAGCCAACAGCUUUAAUUGUUAAUAUUGACGUCAAAACUGUUGAAAUCAAGGAAACUCGAGGUUGUGCUGACUUUCUUAAUUUACCACAACAAAGCAGGCUUGCCUUUUUAGUUUGGCAAGUCCUGCUUCUCAGCCUCUAACAACAUCCUGAGACACAGAUAUGGAGCACCUGGAACUCUUCUUGGUGAAAGAUUGAAAAUGGUGGUAAAAACAGAUUUCUGCAUGCUAGCUUGAUGUUCUAAAGCACAGGAGAGGGGCCACUGUAAAAAUGAGCAAUUGCAUAAAAUAAAUAGAGCUGCCUGAAGACUUGGGAAAGGUCCCUUGUAGCUGCUGAUUUGUUGCAUCUCUGCCUUAAAUACAGUAUUCUUUGAAACCCAAAACAAGUAAAAAAAAAAAAAAGCAAUAGGUGGGGAAAGCAGACUCAACUAGCUAUGAUGGCCACGCUCCACCUCCACUGCAUCUGCAUACUGGUUCCUGGGGGUUGCAGGUGAGGAGAGUGCUGUAGUGCUCGGGUCCUGCUUGGGGUUUCCCACAGGCAUCUGGUUGGCCAUUGUGAGAACAGGAUGCUAGACUUAGAUGGGCCUUUGUCCUGAUCCAGCAGGCCUCUACUUACCGUAAUUUUUGUUCCAUAAGAUGCACCCAACCAUAAGACGCACCUAGUUUUAGAGGAGGAGAACAAGAAAAAAAAUAUUCUCUCCCUCUCUGCUCAGCGCAUUUCCAGCAAAGUGGGAGGAGAAAUGGAAGGGGCUCCGUUUCUCCUCCCGCUUCGCUGAAGGGGCGCUGCGCAGAGAGGGAAAGCUGUGCAGCGCUGCUCCAGCGAAGCGAAGCCAGGAGAGCAAGAGGGAUCGGUGCGCACCGAUCCCUCUUGCUGUCCUAGCUUCAGCGAAAGCAGCGCAGCCUGCAUUCAUUCCAUAAGACACACACACAUCUCCCCUUACUUUUUAGGAGGGGAAAAGUGCGUCUUAUAGAGCGAAAAAUACGGUACGUUCUUAAGACUUAACACAGAGAGACAGGAGCCAAACUGAUAACAUAAGAAGGCUCUUGCUAGGUCAGAGCAAUUGUUCAGGGUCAUUUCUCAAGGAGAAAGAAGUCGGGGGGGGGGAGUGAAUGGGUGCAAAGACUUUUCUUAGGAAAGCAGGGAUAAUGCAGUAAAUGUGAGUGAAGCUUGAAAUAUUGAAUGGCAUAGAGUGGUAUAUUCUGUGGGAGAUUCUUCCACUCCUUUCUACACUGGAGCAAUUCCUACCAAAGUCCGACUGAUCCAGCAUUCUUAUUCCAACAGAAACCCUUCGAGAUAUACAUGGAGAACAACUUUCCCUUUCACCAGUAUUCAUAGUAUGCUGUCUCUUACCAUGGAAGCUCUCUUACGUGAUCACAGCUUAUUUGCCCCCAACUUUCUUGGUCCUUUUCUCCCUUCACCUCUGCAAAAUUUGUAAGAAGUUUCUAACACAAUAUUUCACAUGUCUGUUCAGAAGUAAGCCCCUCUGAAUUCUACGAAACUAACUGCUAGGUAAGUGGGUACAGGAUUGAAGCCUAAAUGUUAAGCAUUUUAGAUUAUCUUGUCUUGGUUUCAAAGGAAGAAUGGCACUUUGUAUUGGUUCUGACACAGAGCUUGAAGCAUCUUUGCAAAAUAAAAUAAGAGCGCUCCUUUCAAGACCUUGGGAAACAAUGACAUCAUAGGCAAAUUGGGCCAGAAACCAUUAAUAGAGGUCUUUGUAGACUAAAAUCCCCUGGGAGGGCUAGUUUAGCAAACUGACUUUGUUUACAAAUGGAAACAGUAACCCAUACAGUUGACUUGCUCGCUCACUGGGAGCUACUGAAAUGUUCCAUAGGCAAUCAGUCAGAUAGUUUAUUGCAUUGAUGAAAGGUCGUCCCCAUUUCCUCAAGUGGCAAAGAUUUCUAUAAAGACUAAAGUGAUUUUAAAAGGACCAAAAUUAUAUAUAAUCAUAUCCAAAAGAAGAAGAGCUAUAUAUCCCUUUUCAUCUAAGACUUCCAGUAACUUUAGCAAAUUGAACUGUUCUGUAUGGGUUCAUCCAUACUUUUGCAUGUGCCAUGCCUAGGAAGUACGGGUCUGGCAGGGUUUCCACUUGACCCGCACAUUCUUAGCAUGGGUCCGAGUGCUUUCCCCCUUGCCCCACUCCUUUGCAAGGGAAAACCUGCUCUUUAACAAAUAGAUCAGAGCAACUGGCAAUCCAGGGAAAACCCAAAUUGCCAUUUUCUCCAAUUGAGCACCAAAGAGCGGUUUCCCCCAGGGGAAAGCAGCGGAACAAGAGGAAGUGUGGAUAUGUGCUAUGUACACAUCUAUAACUAAAGGAAAUUGCACAUAUCUGGGCCUCUUUAAAUUCUCUUUAUAUUAUUAGGUCAUUAUAUUAUUAGCACAUUAGAAAUGUGCUAUUUCCUGGCAGACAUAGAUGUAUACAUUAAAGACCAUAUUUUUCACUCUAUAAGACGCACUUUUUUCCCCUCCAAAAAUUAAGGGGAAAUGUGUGUGCGUCCUAUGGAGCAAAUGCAGGCUCCUUGGCUUCAGCGAUAGCAACACGAAGCCUCCGAAGCGCAGUGGGAGCGCUUCCGCCGCGCUCCAGAGGCUUCGCGUUGCUUUUGCUGAAGCCUGGAGAGCGAGAGGGGUCAGUGCGCACCGACCCCUCUCGCUCUCUAAGCUUCAGGGAUAGCCGCCUGAAGCCUCCGGAGCGCAGUGGGCGGGCCCGCGGCGCGCGGGUGGCUUUGUGUUGCUUUCGCUGAAGCCAAGACUCUCCUGGUUUCAGCGAAAGGAACCCGAGGCCUCCUGAGCACAGUGGGAACUUCUGCUGCGCUCCGGAGGCUUCAGGCAGCUAUCCCUGAAGCCUGGCAAGCAAGGGGGGUUGGUGCACACCGAUCCCUCUUGCUCUCCUGCCUUUGCUUUGCUGAAGAGGUGCUGCUCAGCUUUCCCUCUCUGUGCAGUGCCCCUUCAGUGAAGCGGGAGGAGAAAUGGAAGGGGCUCCGUUUCUCCUGCUGCUUUGCUGAAGGGGUGCUACGCAGAGGGGGAGAGAAUUUUUUUCCCUUGUUCUCCCCCUCUAAAACAAGGUGCGUUCUAUGGUCAGGUGCAUCCUAUAGAGCGAAAAAUACGGUACAUAUAUGCAUUUCAUCAGGAUAUCUUAGAUUAAUUUCUCUUUCUAAAUUUCUGGGCUUCUUCAAAACUGGUAUUUCAAUCAGGAUAUUUAGGGUGAAUAUAUCUCACUUUCUAAAGUGGGCAGCGUAUCAGACAAUGUGCCAGAUCCUUUGCCUCAUGUUGUCUACAAAUACUGAGUUGCUCACUAUGUGGCCCACGGGAUCUCUUUUCUUUUCAUAGCAUGUAAAAAGCACAUUGUGAGGGUUUGGUGAUCUCUUAAUACCAAUGAUCUCAGAGGGUGAAUGCUCUCUUUGGCGGAUUGAAAUGGUUUUAUAGGUGGUCUAAAGAUACAAGGACACUAAUGAGAUUACCCUGGCCAUUACCACAUAGCUCAGCUAAUGUUCUUUGAGGAAAGUAUGAAUAUUUUUGUGGGUCACAAAGCUAUAUAUUGUAUGCCAGGUCUGAAGACAUCUCAUUUGAAAACUGCAAUUGUUACAAGGCUAUUAUAAUGGAGGAGGGUGUUAGAGGAGGGGUAGUACCUCUGCUGGGGGAAAUGUCAUGCUCUUUCUGGGGUAGUUUGUCCACCUUUGGUCCCCAGCUUGCACUCAGCUCUCAUCUGUGGCUCCUAGAAGCUGUUGGCAUGUGACAGCAGCUAUACCCAUGAACAGCUUUGACUGGCCAGCUAAACCUAUCAAACCCUUGGUUAGAUGUUUUGGACUACAACUUCCACCAGUCCCAACCAGCAUGACCAGUGGUCAGGUAUUUUGAGACCUGUAGACCAGAAAUACUGUAUCUGGAGUCACCAUGUUGGGAAAGGCUAGAAUAUGCACCAUAUUAUACAUGGUUUGCACACUGAAAAUGCAUUGCAAAAUCUGGAGACGUGCAAAAGCCAGCUUUUUCUGUUCCUAUUUGUGAGAUGUGGAGCACCAAGCUUAUUUUUUUAUUUUAUUUCAUAAAAUUUAUACAUUGCUUGAUUUAAAAAUAAACCUCAAAGCUGUUUACAAAAAAAGAUAAUUUUAUUUCUGAUAAGUUAAUUGUUUUAUCAACAAUAAUUUGAGAUUAUCAGAAAGUUAAAAUAACAAUAAACUGAAAACAAAUUAAACCUUGCAUUGACUUUCUAAAUAUUGGUGUGGAAUGGAUUUUAAAAAACUCUCCCUCAUCCCUACUCUUAGCCCCUUCCCCUUCCAGAAAUGGCACCACUACCUCAUAAAACAAAGAGAAACCAAAGAUGUUCUGUGAAGAGAAACUUGUAGGUGGAUGCAGCAGAGAAAUCUUAGACAGGAUUGCUGUCUUCCUCUAUUGAAUGUUAGCAUCAAGCGGUUGACUGUGUAUUCUUAGUGAGCCACUGAGUUUAUUGAUCUGUUAAUUGCUCUGGUUCAGGAGUAGGGACCCUCAGAACCAGGCGCCAAAUGUGUCCCUUCAGACCUCUCCAUCUGGUCCUUGACAUUCCUCGCCCCCAAAGCCAGGCCACCCCCACCAGCCUUUCUCCUCACCCUCCAUGAGUAAUUUUACCUGGCAGCACUGUAUACUUGAUCUGUAAUAAUGCUUCUUGUUUCACCUGGAUGGAGAGGUGCAUGUAGAAACAUCUGGAUUUUCCAUGGCUGGUAUGUGGCCUACUGUAUAAUGGUAAGACUUGCAUCUGUUGCUCUACUUACUUUUGCCCCUGACCAUGCCAGCCAUUGGCAUGUGGCCCCAGGGGGCUUGACCACAAGGGAAUGUGGCCCUUGUUGAGAAAGCCUCCCUCCCUCUCCUGGUAGGCCAUUAGAUUUUAUUUACUAAACUUUUGAGAGUGGGAGAGAAGUUAUUAUAAGGUAGGAGUGAGGAAACUUUGGCCCUUUAGGCUGUUGAACUACAACUCCCAUCAGGCUGAGCAAGCAUUGCUAAUGGCUGGGGCUGGUGGGAACUGCAGUUCAGCAACGUAGGGAGGGGUCAAAGGUUUCCCACACCUCUUCCAAGGGUUAAUAUGACCUGCAAGCUUGGGGUGGGUUACGGUGGAGAGAAUUUUCACAUCAGUGAAGAUUGUUUCUGCCUGAAUGUUGUGUGUGGUGUGUGGUUUGCUUCUUGGGGAUCACAGGGUUAUGCAAUUAUCUCUUUGCUUGCUUGUUCGUUGCACUUAUAUCUCUCCUUUCCUCCAAGGAGCACAAGGUGUACAUGGUUCUCUUCCUCCCCAUUUUAUCCUCUCAACAACCUAGUUAGGCUGGCCCAGUGAGCCUGAUGGCCAAGUGAAUCAUUUCUAUUCAUAAAAAUAUUUAUAUCCCUCCAUAGCAUAAAAAAUAUCAAAGUGGUUUACAACAAUAUCUAUGUACAAUAAAAACAAACAAUUAAAAAUAAAAUAAAACCAGAGAUCAUCAACUAAUUAUCACAAAAAUAUGUUUCAUUUAAUUGCCUGCAUAAGCUUAGUUGCACAGAAAAGUUUUAAUGAGGCAUUUAAAGGGUAAAACAAGAAGGCACUGGCUGAAAUCUCUAUUAUUGGAUAAUUAUCUCCAGAAUGUCUAAUUACUGAAAGCUUUGGCAUAAUUAAAAUCAUACUGAGAUCUGUGUUUAAUGUGACUGCAUAAGGGCAAAACUAGUUCUGGAUGUGACUCUCCAAAUCUCUCAACCUGGGCCUUGUGACUCUUCCCUGGGUGCACCCCGUCACUGGUGCUGCUACACAUGCAAAAUCCUUACAUGCUGCUGGUACAUGUGAUUGUCCAAAUUGACCACCAAAUAUAUUGGAGAAAUAUUUAACCCACUCAGAGGCAGGAAUUGAGGCUUGCUGUGAUGAUAUCACUUCAUUCAAGCCUUGGGCCACCAGUUCCCAGAAUUAGUCUUCUCUCUGUUCCGUUACUGCUAGUCGCAAUUCCUGCCACUUGAUUUUCAUAUAUACGGCUUGUAUAUUCAGUAUAUUUCUUGUUUCUGGACAGAUUCUUAUAUUCCAACCUACAUUUGGUGAAACUUUCCAUGGAUUCCUCUGAUGGAUUUUUCUGAGAAUCCCUAAUUAGUCUUAGUCAGAACGUUCUUAACCACUUUGCACUGACCAUCAAACCAGCCAAGGUGUGUUGAUUGUGUGUAGUUAUUAAUUAUAGAAGUUAUCAAAUAGAACUUGAGUUCUGUGAGAAGAAGACAGCAACAAGAUUUGGAGGUUUGUUCAAAAAAGGUUGACACAAGCUCCUCAGAUUAUUACUAUAUAGUGUCUCAUGAAUAUUGCUGCUCAAUCUGUGAGACCAUUUUUCACACCAUUUCUUUCUUUGUUGACUCUUGCUGAUUCGGUUUUAGGUAUGCAUUCUAUUAGAGGACCUAGGGUCAUUGAUAUUGGAAAGCGGUUGCUUUCUGUUCGUUCUGACACUUCAAAAGUGUUCACAAAAGUAAAUAAUGGAGACACUACAAUGUGAUCAAUAUCACUUCAACCAUAUUUCAUAGAAUCAUAGAAUUGUAGAUUUGGAAAGGACCACUAGGGUUGUUUAAUCCAAGCCCCAGCAAAGCAGGAAUCUUUCCCCCCAACAUGGUCUUGAACCCACAAUCUUGAGAUUAAGAGCCUCAUGCUCUAUUGACUGAGCUAUCCCUAUUUGUUUAAAUUGAGUAUACAGUGGUACCUCUGGUUACGUACUUAAUUUGUUCCGGGGGUCCGUUCUUAACCUGAAACUGUUCGUAACCUGAAGCACCAGUUUAGCUAAUGGGGCUUCUCAUCCUGAAGCAGAGUUCUUAACCCGAGGUACUAUUUCUGAGUUAGGGGAGUCUGUAACCUGAAGUGUAUGUAACCCAAGGUACCACUGUACUGACUCUUAGAAAUGGCUUCAGGACUCCCGUGAAGGAUGUAUAAAACAUGUUGGAAUACAAAUUCCAACAAUUUCAGGCUCUGUGCAUUAUAUUUCUUGCCCAAAGUAAAAAUGAAAGUUUAGAAAUAUAUAUUCAGAGUCAAAGCCUAAAGGUAGCAAGAGACCCUACGCAAUUCCUCCGAUUUGGGCAUUAAAAUCCCCACACAGUGUAAAUGCUGGGGGGAAUUUAUGAUUGAUCUGUUCCAGUAGGAAUGUUAAAUAUGACCAAAUCAUGGUGGUCAGUGACAGAUUAUUAGUAGGGGGAAAGUAGGUGUUUCUACAGAAGAGUAAGGUUCUUACUUCACUUUUGUUUUGAUGUGGCAAAAUAUAUUUAUAUUUAUUUAUUUAUAUAUUUAUUUAUUUAUAUAUUUUGAAUCCCAAAAUGUGCUCUCCAAACUCUCCCUGUCAAUUCAAGUGACAUAAACGAAGUCAAGCCCCCACUUCUUCAGCCGUUUUAAGAUUUCUGAACAGCUGGCUGGCUGAAAGGUGGCAGCAAGGUGUUUGUGACAAAACUUGAGACCAAGUCUCUUCCAGGCAUAUUGUUAUAGCAAGGAUACCAGAGUCUGUUACUGAUUAGCAGAAAAUAAUAUAGGGUAGUAUGUAGAUAAUAUUUGGAGUAUUGUAGGGAAGAAAAUACAAGCUAAGCUUCUGUUCCAGGCCAAGGCCUCACCUGUGAUGGAGGACGUUACCGUGACAAAAGGUGUUGAUGACCUAUCCCAGAUAAAUCACAGGGCCUGCGCAAAAGAGUUGCCAUGCUUACCGUGGGUUUAGGAUUGAAAAAAGCGGAAGGGGCAGGCUGUGCUCACAAGAAAAGUGUUCCUUUUAAAACUAGGCUUGGAAUAGCAGAUGGAUGGGGAGGAGUUGUUUGGAGCAGGGGUUUCUGGGAACAAGAAAGGGCUGCAGCUGUCAGAGCUGGCUGGGAAGCAGGAACAAAGGGGUGGUGGUGCUUUAGGGUGGCUUUGUCUGCAGUGCUGGGCUGCUGUGAGGAACAAGCUUGAGUUCACAGUGCUGUAAGGUCUGCCCCCCUUUCAUCUAAACUGAAGAGUAAAUAUGUGUAAUUUCUUAAAAGGCACUACCGCCUCUGUCAUGUUGGGGUUCUCAGUGGAAACACGGCCCUGAGUGAGCACCUGUAACCCCUUGGCACCUCAUGUGCUGCUCAGCAGAGAUUGCAGGCAGAGCUCAGCCUUAGUUGAAACCCUCCCAACCUUUUGUGAGGAAAAAUUCCGGGCACACCCCACCCCCUCCCUGCCACUGACCCCUUCCUUGCCCACCUUCUCACCCACUCCUCCCCUCCCCUCUCUUACCUUUGCUGUCUUCAGCCUCCUUAUCUAUCUUAUUAUUCUCAACGUGACAGGUUCCAGGAAAGAAUGUUUCUAGAUGUUUUCUAGUCAGUUGUGAUAUAUUAAAAGGAGAGCUAAAGGUAUCAUAGUUUGCUUUUCUAUACAGUGGUACCUCAGGUUAAGUACUUAAUUCCUUCCGGAGGUCCGUUCUUAACCUGAAACUGUUCUUAACCUGAAGCUCCACUUUAGCUAAUGGGGCCUCCUGCUGCUGCUGCGCCGCCGGAGCACAAUUUCUGUUCUCAUCCUGAAGCAAAGUUCUUAACCUGAAGCACUAUUUCUGGAUUAGCAGAGUCUGUAACCUGAAGCGUAUGUAACCUGAAGUGUGUGUAACCUCAGGUACUACUGUAGUUGCCCCUAGGUCUGGGUGUACUCAAAACACUCUCUUGGAAGUUUCAUACAGAGACAGUGAAAGUCAAAGCACAGAAGACCAUAGGGGCAUUGAUAAAGUUCUGUUACAACAAGGGAGGACAGCUGAUUGGAACCUGCCCUAAAGGUAGAAAAGUGCUUGCUCAAAUGCUCUAUGGUUUUGAAAUCUCAGUCUCUGAUUAAAGUUUUGGAAACUGUGCAGAAUAAUUUUGUUUAGAAGCUUAUGCUCUCUACCAUCAGGAAUAUCAGCAGCUCUUCUUCAUACAGAAUCUGAGUGGCUAACGAUUAAGGCAAGAGCAGACUGCACUUAGUUAAAGUAUAUUUUAACAAUUGCUGCUAUGCAUAUUGAGUGUUGUGCUAUGAGGUGCUAUAUGGAAUUUGGUGAUAACCAACUCUGGAAAACAGUGUGUUGAGAUGUUUUAGACUAUUUAUAUAGAGAUCCCAGAGAUCACUUUCUGAAAUCUGUUCACACAAGCAAGCAGGUACACCCUGGCAGAAACAGUGCAGUUUCUUUUGAGUUUCAAUAAUAACUUUGUCACAUUCAGAGUGGCCUUCUAUGCACUGGCUGAAAAAAGAAGAAAGAAGGAGGGAAAGGGAAAAGAAAAAGAAUCAGGAAAAAAAGUUAGCUAAAAUAUCUAUAAAUUGCUGUGAUGAUUCGGAGGUUUAAUUUGCAACCAUACAUCCAAAAUAUGAGCCAACAUCCAUGUAUGAUCCAUGUUUUUGUGGCAAUAUUGCUCUGGGUUCCUCAUGACCUUUGGCGAGAAUAAUAAGCUCAUAUUGAAUUGAACUGAGUGCUUUGCAUUGGCUGGAAUGUGUCCUUGAAAGCUGAUAAUGAUUCUUGUUUCCCUACUUGAGCCGCCAGAAGAAGAGAAAGCGCUUGCAGUUACUGCCUCAUCUGCAGAGUUCUGCUGCUCAGAACGGUUGCAGUUGGGUUUGUCAGUGGUGUGGCAUCGGGUACCUGGUGUAGGAUUAAAAUCAGAUUUCUCCAGGCUUCUUCCAACUUUUUUGUUUUUCCUGGCCCUACUCUGGGACUUAUCCUUCUUGCUCUCACCACCAGAACCUCUUUCUUCCUGUCUUACCAGGAGGUUGUGAGGGCUGCUGAAGAUGUCAAAUAGUCUGGAUGCUGAAGAGAAACCUCCAGCCCCUCCACUGAGAAUGAACAGCAACAACCGCGAUUCUUCAGCAGUGAACCACGGCUCCAAACCUCUCCCCAUGGCUCCAGAAGAGAAGAACAAGAAAGCUCGGCUCCGUUCCAUCUUUCCAGGAGGGGACAAAAGUAAUGUAUCAGCAAUGCAAAGGGCUUCCAGCCCUCUCCUAUUCUGUUGGUUUCAUGUCUGCUUUUCUUGAUUGUUCAGCUACAUUGCUUCUUAAUAAAAAGGGCAAUUAAAAUUGCCAGAGACUUAUGGGUCUCUAAUGCCAUUGUUUGGAAAGAGGUGCUGUUUAAUUUUUGCUGGAAUUGUUUGGUGCAUGCAAAUUUAGAGUUAGAAGAAGGGGUCUGGGUUUCUUGGAACUGAGCACAUAGGGAGCUGAUGGCUCAUAGUAACUAUCUUUGCAGUGAAAUCCUUUUUGCCAUCAGAAAAUAGGGUGUUGGCUAUGGUGGGAUAUAGGAAAGCCCAGGCUAGAUCACAGUAUUGUAGAUUUGGAAGAAACCAAGGGGUCACCUAGCUCAACCCGCUGCAAUGCAAGGCGAGGGUUUUCUCAGUUGUUGUAUUCAACUAUUGGAAUCUGCUCUUCUCUGAAGUGCAACAGGCACAAACCUUAAUUAUGUUUUGAUGCCUGUCUUAAUACCUAUCUUUUUCAUCAAGCAUUUGUUGAUUGAUAGCUUUUAGUAAUAUCUUGGCUAUGCUUUUCCUCCGUGGUUUGUUGUAUUGUACUGAUGUUUUGAGUUACUGUUGUUUUAAUUAAUUUAUUGGUUUAAUUAUUAUUUAUACCCACCUUUCCUCCAUGGAGCUCAAGGAGGCCCUCAUGGCUUCUCCCCUACCUUCUUCACCCCCACAACAACCCUGUGGGACAGGCGUGUUGGUCUUUUUAUGCUUGUAAUGUUUGCUCUUUAGGGGAAGUGCCUCUACUGCAGCGGUUCUCAACCUGUGGGUCCCCAGAUGUUGUUGGACUACAACUCCCAUCAUCCCUGGGCUCUAGCCUUGCCAGCUAGGGGUGAUGGGAGUUGUAGUUCAACAACAUCUGGGACCCACAGGUUGAGAAAGGCUGUUCUACAGGGUUUCCUAUUGUCUGGAAUCUUUUUAGCUGAAAAUUCUGGCAUUUGAACAUGGAACCUUCUGUAUGCAAAGUAUAUGUUUUUCUACUGAGUCUUUCUUCAUGAGUUUGGCUCCCUCUACAGUCUCUCCUCAUAAGUUUGGCUCCCUCUCCAUAGUUUGAUGAAGGAAGGACACUUGCAGGAUGAGGCCUCUAUUCCCUUCACAGGCCUACAGUUCUUAGAUUUCCUGAGGAAGCUGGGUUGAUUGUUAAACCAUUUUGGGAACUGUAGCUCUGUAAGUGGUCUUCUAAUGACCCUCAGCAGUUUAACAAACUACAGUUCUCAGGAUUCUUUGGGGAAGCAAUGGCUGUUGAAUGUGGGGUGAUACUGCUUUAAAGUGUAGAGCAGAGAGAGCCUCAAUUGAGAAGAGGUGUGUGCCGGUUUCCCUUACUGAAGCAUGAGCACUUAAUUGAUAUUUAAAGGGAAGCAGUGGCCAGUUCCCUUUCCUAGUAUGCCCCGCGGACGACCUUAAGGUCCACAAAUGACAACAUUUUGGAGGUCCCAGGUUGCAAAGUGGUUAGAUUGGUCUCAACAAGGGCCAGGGCCUUUUCAGUACUGGCCCGGACUUGGUAGAACGCUCUGUCACAAGAGACUAGUGCCCUGCAGGACUUGACAUCUUUCCGCAGGGCCUACAAGACAGGGCUGUUCUGCCUAGCCUUUGGUUUGGACUCAGUCUGACCCUUAUGUUUCCCUCCCCUUAUGGUCUUGAUUUAUCGGCUACUUUUAAAAUGAGGCUGCAUUUUAAAUUGCAUUUUAACCUGUAUUUUAAAUUGCCCCCCCCCCCCAAUUAUGUUUUUACUGUGAUUUUAUUGGUGUUAGCCGCACUGAGCCCGGGGAGGGCGGGGUAUAAAUAAAAUUUAUUAUUGUUAUUAUUGUUAUUAUUAUUAUUAUAUUUUGUAACAACAUUUCACCACCCAUUUAUAUAGAUUUGACUGUUCUUUUAAACUUUACUCGAUGACCCUUUAAACCUACUGUAUUUUUCGCUCCAUAAGACACACUUUUUCCCUCCUAAAAAGUAAGGGGAAAUGUGUGUGCGUCUUAUGGAGCAAAUGCAGGCGGGAGGCUCUGCUCAGCGCUCCCUUUAAAGAGCUGCGUGGAGCGUGUGUGUGGCUUUUGGGGGCUUUUCCCCAAGGAGGGAGAAGGGCAGCCCGUCACUGAUGGGCUGCCCUUCUCCCUCCUCAGGAAAAACCCCCAAGAGCCGCACACACGCUCCAUGCGGCUCUUUAAAGUGAGCAUGGCUCUUGGGGGCUUUUCUGGUAGUGGGGGAAGGGACCGACAGGCUGCCCUCUGUCCCUUCCCCCAGCUCCCGGAAAAGCCAGCAAGAGCCACACGCUCUUUAAAGAUCCGAGCCUAGUGCGUGUGCAGCUCUUGGGGGCUUUUCCCUGAGGAGAGAGAAGGGACUGAUGGGCUGCCCUUCUCCCUCCUCGGGGAAAAGCCAGCAAGGGACAGAGGGCAGAGGGCAGCCCGUCAGUCCCUUCUCCCACCUCGUGGAAAAGCCCCCAAAAGCCGUACACAUGCUACACACGGCUCUUUAAAGGGAGCGCUGAGCACAGCCUCCCACCUGCGUUCGCAUCUGGGAUGCAUACAGGCUCUGCUCAGCGCUCCCUUUAAAGAGCCACGUGGAGCGUGUGUGCGGCUCUUGGGGGCUUUUCCACGAGGUGGGAGAAGGGACUGAUGAGCUGCCCACUGUCCCUUCCCACACCUGCCAGAAAAGCCAGCAAGAGCCGCUGCCAGGCUCUGCUCAGCGCUCCCUUGUAAGGGCUCCCGCUUUGCUGGGAAGCCAGCAGAAGAGGCGCUGCGCAGCUAUCGCUCUUCCUCUGCUGGCUUCAGCGAGAGCUGCACAGCUUGUUCUGAUGGCUUCUCAGCGAAGCGGGAGGAGGGACGGAAGGGUUUAAAGCAAAAAAAGUGAGAGCCGCUUAUAUGCUCUGCGCAGAAUAUUUUUUUUCUUGCUUUCUCCCUCUAAAAACUAGGUGCGUCUUAUGGUCAGGUGUGUCUUAUGGAGCGAAAAAUACGGUACUUUCUGCCACAAUGGUGAGAGUGUAAUGAGAGGCCAAGACCGUUUUCUUAUCUGCUGUUCAGAGUGAUGCAAACUGAAAAGAUAGGACAACUUGUUGCAGGCCAUCUCUUAGCUGAAAAUUAAAGUGUGAACACAUUAUAGAUCUUAAAAAGGGCUGGGAGACUGGAGAGAAGCGUGGGGUCUGGAAGGAGUUGCUCUCGCAUGCUGAGAUGGUAUAUUGUUGCUGGCUCUAACAACUGCUGCAGGAAAACCAUUUAUCAAUUAAUAUAAGUGUGAAGGUUGGAAUCCUGGGCAGAAAUUGUAGCCAGAUCAUUGUUUAGUAAGGGUUUAGCAAUUAAAUUAAUAAGGAUGAAUGUAACAUUUGGGAUUAGUUCAUGCACAGUGUUUUUGAUUACAUGUGAGCAUUCCAGAUUGCUCCUGGAGACAUUUGUAUCUGCCGUACACAGAUUCAAACCGUCAGGCCAUUUAUUCUUGGAUAUUGUCUGUUCUGAUUGGCAGCAAUACGCCAGGAACUUAGGUGGGUGGUAUCACCCUCCCAGGUGAGAAGAGGGGUGACCUGGAUGUCUCUGUGUAUAAAUGACUAUCAUACUUUGAAAAGCUGGUAUCCUUGGAUAAAACUCAGUUUUGUUGAGUUAAUUCAACUAAGUAGUUUUCAUUGGAUUUUGAAUAAAUGUGCAAUUAAUUGUUACUGUUUUGAAUGUUACUGGGUUAUUAUCUUCUUUAAUGGGUUGUGCAAACUGCUAUUAUGAAUAUUGCUUUUUAUAAGGUAGGGCUGGGGUCACUGGGGAUGAGUUUAUGGAACCAAAGUGAGGGGCUGAAAAGGUUUGGGAACUACAGUCCUUCAUGAAGCAUAACUAAGUCUGGAUCCAGCCCUGAGGAAGCUGCCUUAAACAGAGUCCACUUAGCUUGGUCUUGUUGACAAUGGCUAUUGGUUGCAGCUCUUCAGAUUUUCACAGGAAUCUAUUCCAACCCUACCUGGAGUUGUUAGGGAUUGAAUCUGGUACCUUUUGCACAUGAAUCCUUGGGUUCUGCCACUGAGUUGUUUCCCAUCGUCCAGUAGUUUUUUUUUAAUGAACAUCACAACAGUUAAGGAGAAAGAGCUGUAGCUCAGCUGUAGAGCUGCUUUAUAUGAAAAAGAUCAAUCCUUGGUAUUUCCAGGUAAGGCUGGGAAGGAUUCCUGUCUGAAAUGUUGGAGAGUAGCUGCCAUUCAGCAUUAGCAGCCCAGGAUUAGGUGGACCAAUGGUCUGAUUCUGUACAGGCAACUCCCCAUUUACAUACAUUCAUACGCACAUUACUCCAAACCUGGCAGUGACCCAAAAAUGUCACAAAAAGGGGUGGAAUGGGGUGGGGGUGGGGUGGAACAGGGUGUUUACAGGCUUUCUCGAUGAUGUUUCAAAUACAGUGGUGCCCCGCAAGACGAAUGCCUCGCAAGACAGAAAAACCGCUAGACGAAAGGGUUUUCCGUUUUGGAGUUGCUUCGCAGGACGAAUUCCCCUAUGGGCUUGCUUCGCAAGACGAAAAUGUCUUGCGAGUCUUGAGAUUUUUUUUCCGCUUCCCCCCCCCUUUAUCUAAUCUGCUAAGCCUUUAAUAGCCUUUAAUAGCCUUUUAGCAGCUAAUCCCCUAAGCCUUUAAGCCUUUAAUAGCCGCUAAACCGCUAAUAGCGCUAAUCCAUUAAGCCGCUAAUAGGGUUGCUUCGCAAGACGAAAAAACCGCUAGACGAAGACUCUCGCGGAACGGAUUAAUUUCGUCUUGCGAGGCACCACUGUAUAUGUGAUUUCACUUAAAUGCACAGUGCCUUCAAAGGUAACCACUGCAUAAAUUGGGAGUUGUCUGCAUAAGGCAUGAGUGGUAUCCAACUAAGUUCUACUUAGAAUAGACCCAUUGAAAUUAAUGGACCUAAGUUAGCCAUGUUGGUUAAUUUCAUGGUUCUCUUCUGAGCAAGACUAUCAUUGGAUACAUUUCCAUGCCUUUGUGUUUACUUUCUUCUACCUGAAGGAAUUAGAUGCUGCAAGGCUGCCUAGGGAGGGCUUUUGAGGAGUAGGUACAUCUCUACUUCUUUAAAGGUGGUGGGUUCCACCCUGUUGUAUAAAGGUAUAUUAACCAUUCUCUGCAUCACCCUGAUUGCAUGAGGGCUUUGUCUGAAGUCCUUAACAAUUGUGCCUCAGUGAAGUCUACAUUUCAUUCACUCUUUUAUGCAACAAAAAGGCUGCAAAGGAAUUAAAGAGAUGUCUGUCAAUACAAGCUUUAGUCAAUUGUUCAACUAAGCUAUUGGUUAAAUUUGCUUAUUGGCAAAACCGAUAUUUCUUUGUAUCAUAUUGCCUAACAACUUGAUCCACUAAAUGCAGAGAUGGGGAACCUAUGCACACCCCCACACACCAAUGUUGUUGGACUCCAGUUCCCAUCAGCCACUGUGAAACAGGAAGGUGGUGGAAGGUGAAGUUCAAUGACACCUGGAAGGUCAUGGGUUUUCUAGUCCUGAACUGAUGCACAGGACUAUUUCCAGUUUGUCAUGGAUUGGCUAGACACAGAGGGAGGCACCAGGGGGGAAGCCGACAGGGAAACCCCCAAGGAUAGAAAGCUCAGAGCCCAGAGGUUGGUGGUGGGAUGAUGAUGAAGAAGGGUCAGAGGGAGAAGUUUGAGAGGUGUUGGAAGUUGAAGAGGUAACAGGGUUUAGAGAGCAGGAAGAGCCUGUGGCAGAGAGAAGUCCAGAAUCAGAAGCAAAGGUGGAAGCAGGAGCAGAGGGAGGCCAAGAGCCAGGGAUGAGUUAGGCUGGUGAAGAAGCCAGGGUGUCUCCCCCUUCUUGUCUCCCAGGACCAGAGGAGGUAUGAAGCAGGAAGAGCAGUGAGAGGUGCACAGGUGCUUUGGAAGGACCCGGGGGAGGAGAUUUAGGCAGCUGUGGAAAAGGUGGGGACCUUCAGCCUCCACAACUGCCACAUAGGGGCAAGUUUUACCAAGAGGAAUUGCUGUGCUCAUUAGACCUGGCACUCUUGAGCUGACCUUGUUUCUUCUAAUAAAGAGUUAACUUUGCUUACUUCGUGUGAUAUAUUCCUGACAAUCGUCCCUGACAACCCCAUGGAGGCUGUUCAUACCUUUUGGGUUUAAAUGAUACAUUAUCAAGUAAUGCACAUGCCCUUAGCUUACAGGAGCAGUGUUCUGUAAAGUUGCAUUUUUGUGGACAUUUACCAAAGCAAGCCCCCUAGGACUUAAUUAUGGACAAACAUGAAUAGGAUUGCACUGUUAUGGUGCUGUUUCAUUAUCCAGCCUGGAUUUUGCAGUCAAGGGUCCUUCUGGAUUAAAUUCUAUCCUCCUACUUUCCAUAUCUUGCUUUGAAUAAGCCUGACUGUAAAAUGCAUAAAAAAUAAUUAUGCAGGAAAAUAAGUGCUUGUUAACAUUUUACUUCUAGCCAAUAAGAAGAAGGAGAAAGAACGUCCUGAAAUCUCUCUCCCUUCAGACUUCGAGCACACGAUCCAUGUGGGGUUUGAUGCAGUCACUGGGGAAUUCACAGUAAGUCAUCUUUUUGUCCUCUGUUUGCUUCAUUGCAAACUUCCUUGGCUAAAUUGGCUUUCUUUGCAGCCAUUUGUUCUGUGCAGACCUCACUUGCGUGCAGAGUGAACAUUUGUACGGGAGGUGGUGGAAUCACACCUGCCAACCUUGCAAGGGUUGCUGAUCACACUCACAGAGCUCACACACAUCUUACUUUGGAUGCAAAUGAGCUCUAGUGAUGGGAAACCUACAACCCUCCAAAUGUUGCUGGGCUUCAACUCUCAUGAUCCAUGACCAUUGGUUAUGCUUUGUUGGGCCUGUUGAGAAUUGGGAGCCCCAGCAGCAUCCAGAGGGCCACAGGUUCCCCACCUGCUCUAUGCUGACAUUAUGCUAGAUGCAGACAGAAAUUGGGGGGCUGCCAAGCACGAUCCCCCUCCCCUCCUGUGCACAUUUGCUGUACACGCAAGUAAUGUCUGCUUAGGCUAUCCCCUUGCCCACACAGGAGGAAGGUAGCUAGAUUUCCUUGCGUGACACUUGUGUACUUUUGAGUAUUCUACUGGAAACAAUUGUUGCUUAAUUCUCCCCACUCCAUGGGUUGCUUGUUAUAGACUGCAAACUAUGGAAACUCUGGGGAAAGAGCUGAAGAUGCUCUAUGGAUAUAUUCUGUAGGAUAGUUUUAUUUAUUUAGAAGAUUUAUAAACCAGUUGAUCAAGGAGCUCUCCAAGUGGGCUAUAAAUGCAGUUGUGCAAAUAAAACACAGCUAAAACCCAGAAACCAAUUUUCACAACACAUAUAGGUAACUAAGUUAUAUAACUGGGUUGGCUUGUAGAAACAAAGCUUUUCAGCAGGUGUCCCUAAUGAGGGCACCAGCCCAAUGUCAGUGGGCAAGGAGUUCCAUAGCACUUUAGGAAUAAAUAACUACUCUUUUAAACACAGACCUGUGAUCUCAACAGACAGCCUCUAGGUUUUAUCCAACUCUCUUAUGAGCUGGUAUAGAAACCACAUAUUUCAUGCAGACUAGCACCCUGGUUAACAUUUUGCCACCUAACUGUGGCAUAUGACAUAGAUCGCCAAUUUAAAAAUGCUGGCCAAACAUGGUGCAGGUAGAGAAGAGCUUGUGGCAUUUCUGGACAUGAGCAGAAAGGCCUAUAGACCUCUGUAUGGCACUGAGCCAGGCUUACACCUAUGCCUUCCCCUUCUAUGCUGCACUGCGGCAUGUUCUCCCGGUAAUUGCCUUCCAGGUGUUCUGAUAAACAAGAUGUGAGCUUAAAAACUCAUAUAUGGAGCUAGAAGAGGAUUUGGUGCCAUCACAAUCCUCUCCUUAUAAUGGCUCUCCAGAGUAGGAUUAUUUCCCCUUUCCCCACAUGCUUCCCUUACCUCUUAAGUAUGCCUUCCCUUGCUGUCCGCUAAUCAAUCAUUCUUCCCCACAGAAGGAAAGAAUUCUGCUAACACUCAAAAUAGCAUUGUGGGAUUGUUUAAAUCAUGGGCUGGGAUAGUGGGCUGCAGUUGUACCCAUUGAUUCUCUGGCUUUUCGCCCUUCGCCUAAAGCACUUGAGAAGGACACGGGAGCCCAGAGAUCGUUUAAUUGUAGCUGGGAUGGAGCUUCACUUCAUUCUUGCACAUUUCUCGAACAUCCCAAGAAAGAUACUUGAUAAGGAUUUAAUGACGAGUGCUUGAGGAAUUUGAUUUCUGUGAAUUCCGAUGUGAGCUGACUUCAUCCUCAUCAAAAGGAUUGAUGUGUAGAUUACAACUACUUAAACUUCUGGUUUUGCACUUUUCCAAAAUCUGUGACAUAGUUUUUCCAUCAGAAAGCAAACCAACAAGCAAAACAAAACACGUUACAAAGGUGAAUUUUAGCACAAAAUUUGUUCAGAGAUACAUAUAUUGAUGCAAAAUACAUAUUUUGUAAUAAUAUAUAUUUUAUGUUGAAUAUUUGUGUCUUUUUUUAAAAAAAAUCACAGAUUAAUGAAUAAGCAGGGCGGAGAUGGGUUAUGAAUAAACAUGUGUGAAAUUGAUAUGGGACAGAAAUAGAUUGAUCCAGCCAUCCCUAGAUUUAAUGCCUGAUCUUUGUAGAUGACCAACCCCCUCCUCCCAUAUAAUAAAUCCCCCCCCAUAUAAUUAAUCUAUCUUUCAAGAGAUUUUAAUAAACCACACUUCAGAUGUGUUUCAAGAGUCACUGGAUUUGGGAAAUACCCAUUUUAUCCAUGUCAAAAUCAAUCAAUUUUAGUGAUUGAAAAUAUUCUUUGUGAGUAGGUAUUCUAGAAACAUGAGGAGUUGCAAUGCUUUCUUCAGCUACUUAUCCUCAUAACUGAGUGAUUAUUCUCUUCCUUCAGGCAUUUAUUUUCUUUCUCACUUGACUAGGAGAAAUGAAACUAUUAGUUUCUGAUGCCCUAAAGCAACCUUCCCUAACUUGAGAUGUUUUGGACCACAGCUCCCAUCAGCCCCGGCCAAUAUGGCUGUGCUGGUUGGGCCUGAUGGGAGAUGUAGUCUAAAACCUUGGAAGGCACCAGGUUGGGCAAGGCUGCAUUAAGGGAUAUAGAUCUCAGACCCUAACAUAUAAAUCGUAAGUAUGAUAUUGGGGAACACAUUUCCUUGUGGCUUGAUUCCAUGGUGUUAUGGUUAACAUUUAGAUGAAGAAAUCAAGUAGGGUAGAUGAAUCACAUGGAAAGGAACAGAGUCAGCAUUGCCAGCCCCCAGGGUGGUCUUCUACUUUUAUGGAUUGUUCCCCAUGUGCUUUUCCAUCCCAUGAUUCUUCAGUCUGAAUUUUACCAGAGUGACAGUGUGGUAUCCAGCAACAAGAGUAGCUUUCAUGAUACAGCAUUAAUGCAUUAAAUUGUGUCUGUUUUAGUUCCCUGCUCUUUCUUGUAAGAUUCCCUGAAAUUUAGAUUUAUUUUAACAGAGAGAGAGAGAGAGAGAGAGAGAGAGGAAGAGGUUGAGGUUUUUGAUACAAAAUUGUUUAUCGAGGGUAGUAGCCCUCAGGAGUCAUAGUUGCUGCACCUGACUGUUAACACCAACUUAUGGUGAUCAUCAAGCUAGUUCAUCUUGGUGAUCAGUUUGCACAGCAAGGGAACAUAAGUAUCCUUGGAAUCGCAUGGGAAUUUCUGUUUCCUGAAGAACCAGAUCUUCUUAGCUCCAUAACCACAGCUGGUUCAGUUAAUUAGCUAUGGGUCUGUGACAUCUUGAGCUUUUUCUUAUUUCCUUUAUAUGUUGGUAAGUAUAUUGUGACAAGGGUUCUGCCACAUCACCAAGCCUCUUAACAAAAGUAUUUCCACAGUGUUCACAUUUUUUUCUCUAUCUCUCAAAAGUUUGGAAGUGUCAGGGGAUUGUUCAAAACCUGCACAAAUGUUCCUUCUUCAUUUUAGAGGAUUGCAGUAGCUGCCGUGCCUGAUCUGUUGGUUAUGUGCCAUGCGCAAUGUGCAGCGUGCACAGUUUUACUCCAACACAUAAUGCCAGCCAGUGUUCUGGAUGGAUUCCCUGUUACUCAUUGCUGCAUCCAAAAUCACAGCUGGGGAUACCUGCUGCAUGGGCUUUGAAGUCUGGCUUUCAGUCAUUAGCAUCCAAUGACAUGAUGCUGAUUGUCACAAAUGCAUGUCCGAAUUCCCAUUUUGUUUCGCUUGGAGCCACCACAAGUAGCAGAAAUUGGGACACAGAGCACUAAAUUCAAUGACUGAAAAUGAUUAGGCAAAAGAAGCAUGCUUCUGAGGCCUAUAGAUAGUUUGGUGGAAAAGUUGGUGCACUAAUAAGGUGGGGAAAUUUUGUUUUCCACUAUUUUUGAAUGAGAAUUCUGCAAAGCAUGCCUUUUAAUGAGACAGAUCUGCAUUCCCCAUCUAGAAAGAAAACUGGCUGCAACUCAAACUCAUAAAGGUUCCCAUUUCAAAACAAAAGGAAAUGAUGGAUUUAGGUUGUAUAAAGUCAAGUGGCAUAUAUAUAUAUAAGUGGCAUAUAUGUAUGUUGCCAAGAGUUUUCUCUCUGGCAUUAUGUUUGGCAUAAUUUGGUUUGACCCUGUUUGCAGACUCCAAAAACAAAACAAAAAACAAAAAUCCAGAAUUGGUUGAUUUUUCCAUUUGCAGCAUUUGUGUCCAUUCGUACCCUGGCUAUUUUUGAAAAACAGUUUUUAAUAAUUCCUAAAGUCAGAUGAGUCCUGAACAACUUUAGGCUGAAAUUCUAAUGCUGCUUGCCUGGGAGUAAGCCCCACUGAAUUCAGUAAGACUUAUUUCUGAGUAGACAUGGUUAGGAUUGCACUGUCAAUGGGAUGUAAACCCCACUGGACUUGCUGACCCUUACUUUUAAACAAGCUUGCAUGGGAUUGCAUUGUAAAUGUUACAUGGAGACCUUUCAGAAUUACCAAGGUGGGUUUAAGCAUGAAAGAAUUCUUAGAAGAAGGCUCUUUGUACCCGCCACAACUGUUUUAAUACUGAAUAUUUGAUCCAGUCACUUGGCAGUAUGAUUUUUCCAGUGAGCAAGCAAACAUGCCACAACCUGGUUAAAAUGGGGAAUUGUUGCUUCCAAACUUUGGACUUAAUUGUGAUUUAUUUCCUCCUCCCCUUCUGUUUUUCAUAGUCUGUCUUCCUGUAGCCUGUCAAUGACUACUACUUGGUUUGCUACUUCCCUCGUUUUAGACUGGGUUACCCUCACACACACAACCUUGACCUUCCUUGCCCCAUUCCGACCCAUUGGAUUUCACCUCUUUCCCACCGUCUGAGUUGUCCCACAUUCUGUUUUAACUUUCUUUUCUUUCUUUAUUUACGUCCAUUGCAGCCAGAUCUCUAUGGCUCACAGAUGUGCACAGGGAAGUUUCCAGAGGUGCGUCACAGGCCCAAAAGAAGCUUGCAUCCAAGUGCUUCUUUGAGAUGUCAUAGCACUGCAGCGGCAGGUUCCGUGUGUGUGCAGUAGAUUUCGUUGCUUGGCUUAUUCCAACUUUUUCAUCGUUAACCCCAAACUCCAAAGGCCCAUGUCACAUCUCAUUUUUGCAGAGAACCUCGUAGGAGGAAGGGGGGAAAACCCCAGUUUUGUUAGAAUGUUAGCUGUAAGCUGGGGUGGCAAAAUAAAGGGAUGCUUUGAUGCACUUCAAGUGAGUUACUGCUUCAAUGUUAAUUGUGCUGCUAAGGGGUGGGGGAGACGGUCGCUCCUUGAAUUUAGGAAAUUAUACUGGAUGUUCCAAGACAACUUUCUCGGAAAUCAAAAUACCUCAAUACAAACUUAUAAGAUUUGUACUUUGGUGGAUGCAGCCACUGCUCCUAAUUCCUAAUGAUAAUAAUAAUAAAAAUAACAUUACACAGUAGAGGGAAGGAGUGGGGAAAGAGGGUGCAUUUUAAGUCCCAGCUACCUUAUAUAACUUAGCACCACCAUUUUGAUUCCAAAUUGCAGCUCCUCCUUUGAAGUAGGGAAAAUGUCCUUGAGUGGGCAGUUAAGGCGUCAGGAGGUAGCCUUGGUCUCGGUAGCGUCUGCUUUUAUUGUCUGAGUAGAAAGCAUUUAUCUUGUUAUGCAUGAGCUAUCCAGUGUAAAUUUCCUAAAGCACCCGGUGUUGUCCUCCAGUGUAGAGUAGUGUUUUGUUUUCUGUCCUGAAGCGCCAGGGAAAUGAGAUAAGCUUUGCCGCCAUUGGUCCAUGGAUCAGCAAGAGUUGAAUUAACGAUGAGCUUCAUGCACCUUUUUUUCCUGUCACAGUCAUAACUUUUUGGUUUUUUUUUUAAGUUGGAUCCAGGUUUUAGCUCUUUGUUUUAAUAGAGGAUGAGAGAAUGAUUGCACCUGCUGUAAAGUGUCUAGCUUUUUAAACUCUUGGGCAUCAAUCAAAGGCUCCAAAUGUAAUAUUACAGGUAGCGUGGGAUUCUUGGUAAGGAACUGUGCUGGCAGAAUAUAAACGCUGAUGAAAUGCCCUGAAUCGUCAUCCUUUCCACUUGCUCUUCACAGGGGAUUCCGGAGCAGUGGGCUAGGCUGCUGCAGACCUCCAAUAUAACAAAACUGGAACAGAAGAAGAACCCUCAAGCUGUUCUGGAUGUCCUCAAAUUCUAUGAUUCCAAAGAGACAGUAAACAACCAGAAAUAUAUGAGCUUUACAUCCGGAGGUAAGGAGCCAAUGAUGGCGGAGAAGACACCAUCAGAACAUAAAAAAUAAGAAGUUUAAAAAUAAAAAAGACUAGAUAAGGGAAGAAUGACCCACAGGCCUUAUAUGGAUAUAAAUCACAGCUAUGCUAUUUUUCUUGUGUGAGACUCAGGCUUAUGUGCUUCCUCCUUCCCAUUCCUCUUGGACUUUCCAUUCAGUUUCCCAUUAACCUCAUUAGUGUUGUGCCUGAAUUGUAAACCAUGGUUAAACUUGAGUAUGGUUUAUUAAAACAAGCUAGCUUCAUAAACUACAGUUUGUUUUCGGUUUGUUUCAGUAAACCGUAGUUAGUUAAGACAGACCACAGUUUGUCUUAAGUUCAAAGAAUAUGCUAAAUUGUGUUCCCAGUUCUCUAGAUGAGGUUCUAGAUGGCAUAGAAUCUUCUAAGCACAGCAGCCCAAAUUCACUUAGAAGGUCUCUUCAGAUCAGUUUGGGAAGGUUGGUGUGGCACACACAGGACAAGGACAUAGGAGGGGGAUAGUGUGUAUGCCCUCGUGGUAGGUGAAGAGUGCCUCAGGGAAAGCAUGGAAAGAGGGAGCACAAUCAAACUGUACUUGAGAUGACCAUUGGUGAUGGGGGGGGGGACUCAGAGACACACAACAGGACGAAACAGGAGAGAAAGGGGGAGAAGAGCUGGAGAGGGGGGGGAGCAAAAGUGGGCUGCAAAAAGGGAGCAAGGUGUUAACAGCUUAGAGGGGCAGUGAACCAAGAGGGAAGACAGUGUAGAAAGACAGUACAGCACAGCACAGCACAUGGCUCCACCUGGUUGCCUUGAGGGAUUUUGGCCCAGGGAGCUGAGUGCGCCACUAGAGAAGUCUUAAUACAGUUUUGAAGCCUAACUCCAAGACAGAACCCUAGGGUGUAUCCCAGGGAUCACCAGUGUAGCACUUGUGGAUGCAGUGGUGCCUUUGAGGUCUUCUUUCGCUGCCCACAAAGCCUCUGAGCACACAUACUGCCCCCUUGGUCCUGAAAAGGUGAUAAUGGUUGCAUUUUUCUCCUCCAGAAAGUACAUAGAGCUGAAGCAGGAAGUUGGAAGCAUGACACUCUUUUGCACUUCCUUUUUCAGCUCUCUGUGCUUUUCAAGGCUAGAAUUUAUUCUACAGGCAAUUGCUUUCCCCCAGAUCCUUUGGAAAAGUGAAGCCUGUGUUCUGCCUGCUUUUUCAUGAUCUGGGAGAGGGAAGUGACAUGGGAUGGUGAUGUCCUUGGGUCUCAAAAGAUUGUUGACUCCUGCUGUACACCCUUCUUCUUACUUCCUUUUGGAAGAACCCCACUGAGGCUCACUGCUAUGCCUAACCUCUAAGAACACUUAAUAAUAAUUUUCGGGGGGGGGGGAUAUAAUUAUAUUGAGGCUUUUUCAUAAUACAACACAAUAAAAAACAAACUAAUCUAGAUGAAAAUAAAAACAGAAAGCGAAAGAGAAAAUGCGAAGCCCUCCCUCAAACAUAGAUCUUAACCCUUGCUCCACACAGAAAGGGGUGGGCCCACCCAGCUCUCACCUGAGAGCUUCCCUUUCUUCUCCCAGCCUUCCACCCUGGGAAAUCUUCCCUUCCUAGCCUUUCACACAGGAUCUUUCACCAACCAUCAGUCACCUUCAUGUGUAUACCAUCCCCUCAUUGACCCAGAGUAGACAACACAUGCACACACAAAACAGAAGCAAGAGCAAAACAAAAAAAGGGGUGGUUAUGCAGAAGAGAUCGCAACAGGCUUUUGAUUUCCUUUUCCUUUUUAAAACUAAACAGCAGCAUGGGAGGUCGUGAUUGGAAGCAAAUGAGUAGUAUAGGGGAGGGUUUGACCCUGUCCAACAUUGCCACACAUGUGUCAUCUCCUAACUGCCCUGUAGCCAUUUAGGCUCAAUGAAGCUAUUGAGAACUUUUGUUGUUGCACGUUUCAGAUAAAAGUGCCCAUGGAUAUAUCGCAGCCCAUCCUUCGGUGAGUAUAAGAACCUGCUGUUGAAUGUGAACUAAUUCCAUUUGGGGGGGGGGGAAUAGUGUCUCUGCUGAGAUUUUUGGCUUGAUGUGAUUUGCAGCUGGCUCUGAAUACCAGUUUCUGGGAAUCAAAAAUAUAGGGGAGUGCCGUUGUGCUCAUGUCCCGCUUACAGGUUUUCCAUAGAGGCCUCUGGCUGGCCACUGCAAGAACAGGAUGUUGGAAUAGAUGGUCCCCAUUUGGACUAAUUCAGCAGUCAGGCUUUUCUUACGUCUUUUUGCUUAUAGGAAUGCUUGAAAUAGCAGUGUGUAUUUAAUGAAAAUUGAAUCACAGCAAAACCCCCAAAAGUACAAUUAAAGCAAUCCCUAUCAAUACUGAGUUCUCAGUAUGAAUGUCUUAUUUUCCGUUCUGAAUAGUUGAAGUAGGACUUUCCUUUCCUCUUCUUAUUCUUUUUAAUGCUGAGAUACGUAAUAUUAUGGACUCAAUUACACAACAGAGGCCAUGCAAUGGGCAGUCGAGAAAUAGUAUGGAAAUGCUGGUAGAAGAGUAGAGACCCUUUUCGGAUUAUCUGAGAAAACAGUAUAGCCGAAUGAAAUCGUAGGCAGAACUUGAAAUAUAAGCAAAGGAAUGAGAAUGAUAAAGGAAUGUAAUGUACAAUAUAUCUUUUAGGAAAAAAAGUAUUGCAUUUAAAGCAGUAAAUAAAAGAUUUAAACAGAAGCAUCAUGGAAGUAAGGAUGGGAAGUCAAGAUGCUAAGGAAUAUUGUAUUGAAACUGAAUUAAAUUUCUUAAAUUGUAUGAAAAUCAAUAAGAGACAAUUUAAAAAGAGAGAAAUAGUGUUCAUUGCAUGGUCUCUAUGAGAACAAGUGGCUGGCCAAAAUGACUUCCCUGUAAUGAAUUCUGCAAGCAUCUCAUGAAAUGAGAAUUCCUUUUUCCCUUUGCCAUUGUUUUGCUUUCUUUAAAUAAGUGUGCCAUCUUUGACUGUAAAGGGAAAAUGACAGUGAUGAAGCCAUAAAGAACUCAAAUGGCUUCUUGAGCAGGCCUGUUUUUGCAGAUGUGGCUCUACCAGGAGAAUUUUAAAGCUCUGUCAGAAUGCUCUAAAUGAGAUCAUGGGCAGGCAGAAGUGGCUUCCCAGGUGGCGUGGAGUCACUGGGUAGCUUCCCGGCAGGUGAGUUGUUGUUGCUUACCAACAGGGAGAGAGGCGAGGUGGUGGUGAAGUUGGUGUGGUACAAAGACACCAAUGGAGCCAAUACAGCACUCCACCCUGGUACGUAAUAACAACCCACUUGGGAAACUAAGCGUUGCAGUUCUUCCACACCCAGCAAGCCACUUCUGCUCAUGGGACAAAUACAUUCCAAAAAAGUCAGAUCACUGCAAACUCCCUUUUGGUGUAGCCAUGUUUUUUUCCUGCUCCACACCUAAUGUCAUGUGUGAUUUCAGGUAAAGGGCAGGUAGGCCUCACAGGCCAAGUGGGUAACCUGGUGGACCUAAUUAGGCCUGCUGACCACAGACCCCCGGCCCUUGUCCUACAGCCAGACCUCCUCAUGUUCUGAUAGUAAUCCCGUAAACAGCUGAAGCCUCAUUUUAUGAAUACAUCUUUUGCACAUACAGAGCACAAAGACUGCAUCAGAACCUCCACUGGCUCCCCCAGUUUCCGAAGAGGAGGAUGAGGAAGAUGAUGAUGAUGAUGAUGACAAUGAGCCACCACCUGUUAUUGCCCCACGACCAGAGCAUACAAAAUCAGUGAGCUGCUAACAGUUUUAGUUUGAAUUGUUGUCUGUAUGGUAGGACCAGGUCUGCGUAUUUGCCCUUGUUCAGCAGGAAUGCAUAGGGUUGGGGAUGGCGAAGGGGCACAGAAUCUGGUGGUGAUGCAGAAUGCGAGCUUUUGGGAAUCUCUGCUUUCCAUGAAUGUCUAGCCCUUAUGGCUGCAGAGACACACAAAGUGCAGUCUGGUGAAAUUUUGUUAGCCGGGUAGCCCGAAACAGCUUUUUUUAAACAAUCCCCAGAGAAGUCUCUCUGUGCAAAUUUCCAGGUUUAACCCCUCUUGGCACAGAAAUUAGAUUGCCUCUGUGCUAGCUUUUUAUCUGGUUUUGCUCAGAGCACACACUGUCUAUGGCAAAGCCAGUAGCUAUUACGAGCCAUGGAGGAAAAUUCAUUUUGAAGGAACAACUUUGAGUUUAGUACCCAGUCUUAGGAUUUUCAUUUGUAGGAAACUAUGGCAGUCAGGUAGCUCUGCUUUGAGAUUUAUCACUUAAUCCCAAGCUUUUCUGCAUUGUGUGAAAAGGCAUAGCAGAGCUCUUGGUUCAGGGUGUAAUGUGUAAAUUGAACAGUGUAAUGGAAGUCUUGAAAUCCAUUAUCUGCCUGUCAGGAGCUUAAAUUAAACCUUUAGAGAGAAAGCAAUAUAAUAUUUGUGAAAGCACAGGAGACAAUUAAAGUGUUUCCUUGUAUGUAGCUCAUUGGCAAUUCAUUGUUGUUCAAUUUCCCCAAGUUCACAAUGGAAUUAAGGUAUUUCCCGCCAUUGUUUCUUUCAGAUUUACACACGUUCUGUCAUUGAACCUGUUGCGGCUCCAGCCCCAGUGAAGGAGCCUACAACCCCUCAGCCUGAGAAUUCCAACUCAAACACCUUGUAUAGAAAUACAGAUCGGCAGCGGAAAAAAUCCAAGAUGACUGAUGAGGAGAUCCUAGAGAAAUUAAGUGAGUGUUUCGCCCUUGCUUGCACACUAUUGAUACUUGACCACAAAUUUAUCAAGGAGAAAUCUAUCAAUGGAUACCUAGCCAUAAUAACCAAGUGGACCCACCAUGCAGUCUACCUCAAAGUACCAGCUAGUGGGAGGACAUAUAUCUAGAGAGAGGACUAUUGAUAUCAUGACCUCCUUGCUAUUCUCCCAAAGAUAUCUAGGUGGCUGCUGUCUAAGACAGGAUGCUUGAUUGGGUGGUUUUUGGGUCAAAUCAAGCACAGCUGUUCUGUUCUUCUCAUCCACCAGACUAGAUAAUCUGAAUGAGUCUCCCAGGUUUCUGAUUCCAAAUGCUAAUGGCCACUCUUAUUGAAGCCAAGAGUUGCAAGCAAGCUAUUUUUACAUGAGAUCUCUCAUGAGACGACAACUCUUAUGGAUGAGCAUUAUUAAUGAGGCACAGCAACAAUUGCCUGCCUGCCCCACAUCUCCAAGCCUUUCCUUCCUUGAUUGAUUUUUGGUUGUUUCAUGAUUGUCUGCUUUUUUUCUCUCCUCCUUAAGAAUGUAAUGUAUGCCUGAUUAAGGUGUCUGAGUAGUUGCCUUCCAGCCAACUUUGAGCUGCAGAUUGAAAAUCCAAUGGAAUUUCAGACAGUCUUCUGAAACAUGAUGUAUUGCAUUUGUCUGUACGACUGAGAGCUAAUUAGGAAAAUAAUUAAGAAUUAAUUAACAAAGCUUUAUGUUUGGAACCCAGGUGGUGCAUCCCAGCCCCCUAAUUUUCUUCCUUCUUUAAUAUCUUCGGGAUUGACCUCCAUCCACCUUCAGAAAGAUGCCACACAGCUUUGUUUGAUCUCUAAAUGAGAUUGACUCUUCUUUAUUUCUUAGGAAAAAAUAUAUAGAUACCAGUAGCACAUACAGUGGUACCUCGAGUUACAAACGCCUCAGGUUACAAACGCUUCAGAUUGCAAACUCCGCUAACCUGGAAGAGUUAUCUCGAGUUGAGAACUUUGCUUCAGGAUGAGAACGUAAAUUGUGUGCCGGCAGCGCAACGGCAGCAAGAGGCCCCACUAGUGAAAGAGCGUCUCUAGUUAAGAACAGUUUCAGGUUAAGAAUGGACCUCCGGAACGAAUUAAGUUCGUAACUACAGGUACCACUGUAUAAGGCUUUAUUCCACCUUGCCAUGCAGUGUAUUGUACCAAUACCCUCUGGCUCUCCAAAGGGGAUCUGAGCAUUGAAGCAGUGGACUCCUGGAGGCAGAAGCUCAAGAGGCCUCUGCUUACCCACAACUCCUGGGAACACAGGAAUCUGCCUUAUGUGAAGUAAAACUGUUAUCCCAUCUAGCUCAGUAUUGCUUACACUAACUGGCAGCAGCUUGGGCAGGAGUAUUUUCUAGCCCUACCUGGAGAUGCUGCCAAGGGUUAAACCUGGGACCUCAUGGGUGCAAAGCGGCUGCUCUGCCACUGAGCUAUGGUCCUUGUUGGGAAAAAGUAGGGUGCUAGAAGCUGUCCUUGUAGUCUUGCCCUUUGGGCUGUUUCACAGAACCAGAAGAGGACAGGUGUGUGCAAAGUCUAUUCACUACUGAACUGGCACAUUAGUUGGGAUGGGUGAUAUCAAUAAUAGCAUGAAAGGAUGGGUGGAAGGGGGAAGUAGCGCUACCCAACUUUGUUACCCCCACCUGUAUGAAGCUUUAGAGCUUACCAGUUAUAAUUAUUAGCUGCCUGGCCUUUCCCCCUUCUGAAUGCAACAGAAUAUUCUGCCUGUUACAUGCCCAGCUCUAGUAACGAAUCACAGAGUAUUUGGGUUUUGCAUAUUCUCUGUAUCAGAGUAUUGCAUAUUCUCUGCGGGAGUUUGGAUCUCAGCAUCUUUCUUCUCCCUUCACACUGAAUUUUCCUUCAGCAUAGCCCAUCAUGUUGUAACUCCCAUGGUUCCUUAAGUUGCCACCUGCUGUCCUUCCCUGUCUACUGUAAUAUUCAGGCAGUUUUUUAUUUCUACUUUUGAAAGCACCUAAAUAUCAUGGCCAAGGUUGUUUUCAGUGUUAUGACAUAUGUCUUCACCUGUCAAUGGCUCAUUUUUAAGUGGUUUUGAAAGCAAUGCUUGGUACAUUUUUGCAUCUAUCCAUUUUCUUCCCUUGCAGUUUUAGAAUGCAAAGAAGAUGCAGUGCUAUUAGGUCUAGCAAAGAUUAUUUGUAUUUUGAAUCACCCCCAUUAUAGAAAGCUGACCCCUGUAUCCUGCUUUGGGAGGGGGAAUAUAUGCACCUUUUGUCUGUCUUGCUAGAAAUCAUAUGUUCUCACAUUUUUGCUCUUAUUUUGUUCUUCUCACAGAAUUUCAUAGAAGUGUAGAGUUGGAAGGGACCCCGAGGGUCAACUUGUCCAGCCCCCAGAAGCGCAGUUUGCAUGAAGACACCAAACCCAAGUUGAUUCAUCUGAUUCAACAGUUGAAAACGGGUUCAGAAUCUCUCAUUAUCUUCCUGAUCUGAAGGGUUUCCCUUUUCCAAUUCCGUUGCUUGGAGAUUACCUAACUUCUUUUCUCCUUGUACACAGAUAGGCUCCUCUCCCCCCUUGAAAUUAAAGUGGUCAUAGAUAAUCUUCUUUCAGAUUCUGCUAACUCCUUUUGAAAAAUACUUCUAUACUACACUUUCACAAUCUGGUGCCCUCUGAACUUCUUAAACAUACAACUCUGACCAGCCCCAUUUGUCAGUUAAAAAUACAGGGAACCUUAGGCCCUCCUAUGGAAAUGUCUGGUGAAUUUUGCCCACCCACCCCAGUGUCUCUCCCACAGGACUGAACACAACCUCAGCUGAAAAUAUAAGCUCACUUCACAUGAUAUUAUCCUUUUCUUUUUCUUCGCUCUCACUUAAAAGGUAUUAUCUUCCAGUGAUGAUGACCUUCCUUUGUUUUUUUCAGGAAGCAUUGUAAGUGUUGGAGACCCGAAAAAGAAAUAUACAAGGUUUGAAAAAAUUGGCCAGGGGUAAGUAUUGCCAAGGCACAGGGGCUCAGUUUUGAUUAUAGUAUUUCUGCCCAUUUAUUCAUGUAUGUUUGGUUAUACAAGUUAUCACUGGCAUAUUUUCCAUAAGGCAGGGACUACAAUUUGGUUGCCUUGUCUUCACACCUGGAGCUACCAAUGUGAGCAACCAUCAGUAAUUCCCUGGUUCAGAUCUCACCUCAACAUCUUUGAGUAUUCCACAGUAUGGGAAAGAUAAAAUAUUGCUGUUGUGUGCAUCAUGACAAAUAUAUUUUAUUGCAGAAUAAAAUUUUAUUUAUAUGUGUUAUUUUAUCACACAGAAACUGGACUUGUUUGCAAAUAACACUAACCCAAGGUUUGUUUAAGCCAAGGCUUGUUCAACAAAACACAAGUUAAUACAAGUUAGCCCCCAGACAAUCAAAGAAGGAGUGGCUUCUUUCUUCAAAAUUAGGUCCCCUGCCCCCAGCCGUUCAUUAAGUUUGGUGAGCAUUUAUAGUUUGAGCAUUUGUGAUGGGGUACAAGCAAACCAUGGUUAAGGAAGGGUGUUGUUUUUUAAUGUAAUUCCAUGCUAUAGUUGAAAGAAAUCAAGGUUCAUGAGUCAACAUCAAACCAUAGUUUCAGAUUGUGGUUUGUUGACAGUAAACAACCCAUAUUGGGCCUCUGGGCAGGGUUCACAUGUAAUGCUAACUCAUGGUUUGACAAACCAUAGUUUAAUAAAUCAGCAUUUAGCAUUGUGUGAGAACCAAACUGUAGUUUCAUAUUCAAUCUCAAAAUACUACUGACACCUGCCAGACCUAUUUCUGUAGCCUGAAGAAUGACAUCUGGAUAUAAGCAGGUAGAAGGUUAUCUAAAUAAAAUGCUCAAAUCAAAAUCCUCUGCACUUUAACUUUGGUUCUGCACUGACAACCAUGAGUAAACAGGUUUUUUAAAAAAUGUAAACAAAUUGGAUUAAACUUCCCUAUUAGUCACAGAAAACACAUUAGCAUUAACAUUGAAAUGAUGAAUGGCAUAUCCAAUGGAAACAUUGCAUUAAACCGAGGGAUCCAGGCUGUGGGAGAAAAAAGUGAAAUGCUCUUAAAAUAAUUUUGCUUGCUAAUUAAUAUCCACAGUUCCAAACAACAUUCUGGCAUUGUAGAAAGACUGUUCAGUGCAUGUCAGUGUUAAACAUCUAAUAACUCACCAGCUACUUAAUUGACAGAAUCUUUUCUAAAACUGGGCAACACACUUUGUAGCAGUGACCAGCAGGCAUAAGUAUGUGCUCAUUUUUAUUCAUGUUCUUCCUGUUUGGCACCUCCACAUAUCUUGACGACACAUUCUAUUUUCUUGUAGAGCUUCAGGUACAGUUUAUACAGCGAUAGACGUUGCCACAGGGCAGGAGGUAUGUGCAAUGUUGGUGUCUGUUUCUUCUCUGCUUUUAAAAUUCUGCCCAGUUUUCUCAUACCGCUUGUAAUACACUUGUACACACUUUUGGGUUAUUGCCUGCCUCUGAUGCAGAACUGCAUCACUUGUAAGUAAGAAUGGGGGAGAAAUUGGGUUCAGAUCACAUUUAAAGGCAAACUUACCUAAUUCACACUUUCCGAAACAGUAUAUGAACUGAAGUGUAGGCACCCUUUGAAAUAUUCACAGUCUGAAUUUUGCAAUGCUGAGCAACGUGAACUACAGGCAAGCAAUGUGUACAAAAAUGCAUAUAUUAGUGGAAAAUAACGUACAUAAAUGUGUUGUGUUAGGAAAAACUGCUUCCCAAAACCUGUGUAUGGGGGGAAAUGCAGCGGAGGUGGUAUGGCUCUGAAUACCACUUUUUGGGAUCAUGAGUAUGGAGACCACAGCUGUUCUUGGGUCCUACCUGCAGGCAUCCCAUAGGCACCUGGUUGGCACCUGGUUAGCAACUGUGAAAACACGAUGCUGGAUGAGUUGGGCCUUUACCCUGAUCCAGCUGGGACUUAUCACCUGUUCCUAAGCUUGAUGGGUCUUAGUACUGAUUAUGGUGGCUGUGGCAGAAGACAUAAUGGAUCUGGCAACCUCUGUGAUGGCACACAGUCUGUUGGUUGUGACUAUAUGUAUUUGCAGCAGUAGGUGUGACUUGCCCUCAGUGCUCAUUUGCUGUAGAAGCAGGUGCUAAAAUCCAGCUGCUAAGCCUGUCAUAGUUAAUACAAUACCCUCCUAUCUUUUUAGGUGCUGGGUAGUCUCAUAAUGGAGAUUCUAUACAUAUUAGUUCCAGUGAUGCUAAUUAUUCUUAACACUUGGACAGACUCUUUGAUUUCCAAAGUUUGCUAUAAAUAUUAAUUAAAGAAGGAUCGCGGUUAAAUAUCUGGGAUUUGUAUUUAGGUAACACGGAGGUUAGUUGACCUCAAGUUAAAGCUAAGGGAGGGGGAAUCAAACUGAAGGUCAAAGGCCUAACCUUAAGCUAUGCAAUUAUGAGUCGCUUGUGUCACGCUCAGUACCAUUCUGCAUGUCGACCGAAGUGUGACCCAUACAAAGCACUGAAUGGGGAGGCCUCUGAGCUUCUUUGAGUUUGACUAAUGUUGAGUUGUCAGCUUAAUGUUUGCACCUUUUUUCACAAUUAUGGUGAAGCCCAGUAGAAAGAUCGGGGUUUUCAAGCUUGGAAAGAAAGAGAGGUUAAGGGGCAAUCAAGAUUCAUUAACACUCAUGCAAGUUUGGCUGUUGAUAUCAGCAAGAUAUACAUUGCAUUGACAAUUAUCAGUGCUGGAACACUAGAUAAAGUUGAGCAGGAUACCUCCAGAUAUAUAGUGGACUCUCAAUUGCCAGUGAUUUCAAAAAGAGAUGGAACCCCCAGGAGUGCAGCUGAGACACUGUUUUACCCAGCAUUUCAUGGAUAGCAUUGGGUGUGUUUGCUUUUUAAAAAUUCCCUUUUUGACCCUAUUGAUUGUGACCACAAUCGAAUAUUCACACCAUACAGCAGAAAAUUCUUCUCCACCUCCUGUACAUUUUAUCCAUUGGGUAGUAUCCAAGGGCUUCUUCCCUCCUAUGGAAAGAGUCUUCCUCCCAGGGCAGGUCUCCUUCUGUCAGAGCAACCCAUUUACUGUGCAUACUGGUUUCUGAAGCAAAGUGUGUUAGCACUUAACAUAGCUAUUUCCUAAGAAUGUGAAUCUGCUUGUUGUCAUCAUAGAACUGAUGCAACUUAGAUAUAUUCAACAACAUUUACUGUGCACUAUUUAGAAUGAAUUCUUGGUAGUGGGAAGCUUAAGUUUUAGAUCCAGAUAAGUUCAAAGCUGAGGAGUGUGUGAAUCCCUCCUUGUACUCACAGAUUAUCUCCAUGCAAACUGUCCCCAUACUUUUCUCCUCAGCUGAGCUUUAAUACCAGCUUGGCUAAGAGAAAAAAAACUUGGCACAGAAUGUACAGGGAGGUAAGUGGCGGGCGCAGAGUGCGCUUGGCUCCCCUCACUCACAUAACCUAAAUAUAGAGCACCCUCCGUCCUCUGGGUUGUAUGUGACUUGAGGCAGGCCUAGAAUUAAACCAGGUGUGGUUAGCUUAGCCAAUGGCCGGGGAGGAUGGGAGCUGCAUUUUGGCAACAUUUGGAGGGCCACAGGUUCCCCACAACUUCUUUAAACCAAUAAGUCUGAGAGAUAGUAAUAGUGACCCAUGAAAUCCCUGAUUUGAUUCUCACCUUUACCAUGAGCUUCCUAAGUAACUUUAGAUUCCCCCACCAUUUGCAGCAAGGCCAGCUAACCUUACAGGGUUGCUGCAAGAAUUGCAACUAAAUUAUGCAUGUCAAGCACUUUGGAGACCAGGAAGUGCUAUGCAAAUGCUAAGUAUUAUAGUUAUUACCUAAUUUGCCCUCUUAAUUAACUUGGUGCUGUUCUCAGCGGUUACCUAUCUAGUUGCCUCCAGUCUAUUGCACUUAUUUUGUGCAUGUUUUUUUUUAAUGGUUUGUUUUCUGAAGGGGAGGGUUCACUUAAAAACAGAAAUUAAGUUUCAUGAAAAUGUCAUUUCAGGUGGCUAUAAAGCAAAUGAAUCUCCAGCAGCAACCCAAAAAGGAAUUAAUAAUCAAUGAGAUCCUGGUCAUGAGGGAAAAUAAGAAUUCCAACAUAGUUAACUACUUAGAUAGGUAAGUACCUUCAAGUGACCGUCUGAUAAUGGUUGCUAGGAAGCUUUGGAUAAAAAUGUGAUCAGUGGUGGAGGCUGCACCACUAGGGCAAGUGGACCAUUGACCCAUCAAGCUUGGUCUGUCCUCAGCCAGCCCCAACUUAUUGCUUUGCUUACAACCAGUCUAGGAGGUCACACUGGCUCUGCCUAUCAUUGGCUCUUGGUCUGCCUACUGUUUGUGCUCCCUGUCCUCUUCCCUAUCGGUUCCAAUGAGCACCAGCCCCCACUGGUUUUGAAGGUUUGCUGUAAGCCACCUUGGGCACAGUUCCUUGUGGAAAAACAGCAAAUGAGUAAAUCAAUCACUGGUGACCAAAGGAUACUUGCUAGCUUCUUGGGUGUAACUGUUCAUUUGUGGGAACUGUUAGGCCACAAGUGCCUCAUUAGAAGCAGGUGCCAGCCUGAGCCUCUUCUGAACAGCUGCAAAGUGGAGAGGGAAGGCAGAUUUCCAGGUGCUAUUCUGCUGCAGUUUGGCCAGUAUGCAUCCAGAACCCCAGGGGAGAGGUGGGGACCAUAAGAAAAAUAAGUUAAUAGCGUGGGGAGGGUGAAGCAUUCCCUCCUGUCUGGUACCCAUCAAUACCUUCUGUUUCUUUAGUUUAUUGGUGUAAUGUUGUUUGUGGACCACAGCAUUCAGACCACAUUGAACUGAUAUUUUUUUCCAUAUUCAUCUACUAAUGACUUCUUGAAUUUGAUGUCUCAGUUACCUUGUUGGUGAUGAACUUUGGGUGGUAAUGGAGUACUUGGCUGGUGGCUCUUUGACUGACGUUGUUACAGAAACCUGCAUGGAUGAAGGGCAGAUAGCUGCUGUCUGUAGAGAGGUAAGUAAUUUCAUUCUGUGACAGCAUGGUGGUCUUCAACCAACAGUUAUGUUUAUACAUUGGCCUGCUUUGGAUGCACAUAUCUUGGCUCAUGAAGCUGAAAAAUAUACUAUCCAGUGCUUUUUGUGUGUGACAAAGUGUCACCAGUAUGGAAUGCCAUUGCCUCUGGUUUUUUUGCUGCCCAUCACAACCAUUUUGUGCUUGGACCUAUGGCACUUUUAUCAAGAUUUGAGUACCGACACUUCAUUUAUUUGUUUGUUACCAAAACAAAAAGCACUGGGGCUAUCCUUAUGCCUAUGUGCAUUGUCCCUCCCCUCUUCCAUUCCUAAGGCACUGUGGUUAAUUCCAGAAAUCUUUAGCCAUAUCUUUCCAUUACAUCUGAGCCAGGAAACCAUGGUUACAAGGUUUGGAACAAGUGAGAACUUUACAUUUCCUUCAAACCACGGUUUAAGGUCCUUGACUUGCUCUGAACCUUCUUAACCCUACUGUUGUGUGCAACCUUAGCUCUUCUCAGAGUAAGCCUAUUAAAACAAGUGGCUAUAAGUUAUUCAUGUUCAUGGUCCUACUCUUGAGCUGAGCAAAUGUUGGACCAACAACCCAUUGUUUCCAGGUUUGACUAUAGCUUAAUUGAAGUCUUCUUACUGCAGCAUACCAAGAGGAGAGGGGCAGUGGAGCAUGAAGGCACAAAUCCCAUGCAUUUCCCAAUCUUUUAAGCUGAGAUAUUUACAUACAAACCAGGCUGUUGCCACCUUUUGGCAUGCGUAUAUCUGCUAGAUAAUGGUAGGAGGAGCUAGCCAGUUAUACCCAAAGUAGCAUUGCUCUAGGGUACUGUAGGGAGUUUAAAACCAUGGUUUGUAAUUUCCUGAUGACCGAGGUGGGACAGAGCAGAUGCCACUGCCAAAGUAUAUGCCCACAGUUGUUGGAUACUUCCUGUGGGAAGGGAGAACGAUUUGGCCAUUGAAGAGUGGAUCUCUAUUCAGUGAAGGAAGUGGUGGCAGUGCUGGGAAAUGGGCUAAAUGUACCAAGGUAUGGUCUGAAGCUUCAAGAGGCCACCUGCUUGCUGAAGCUAAGCAGGUAUGGGUCUUGACACCUGGGUGGGUGACCACCUGGAAGCCACAUAUAUGCUACCUUGGAAUGAAAUAAUGUGUGAGUGCCCAUGUAGCAAGUUGCUCUUUUCGUAGCGUAAACUCUGUCAUCUUACCAUUCCUAUAGAAAUGAAAACAAAAAAUGAUUCGGCAAUAUACUUCACCUCCUCCAUUUCCUAAUAAGUCAGACCAUAAUCCUUGACUUGCACCAUGCUCUUUUAAAAGUAUCUUAUUUAUUAUUUUCUAAAUAUCAGUGCCUGCAAGCUCUGGAUUUCUUGCAUUCAAACCAAGUGAUCCAUAGAGACAUCAAGAGUGACAACAUUCUUCUUGGGAUGGAUGGAUCUGUCAAACUCAGUAGGUAUUCUCUGUAAGGCUUUUGCCACUGUAGUUAUUGUGGUGUGGUAUUGUGUGUUAUCAGGGUAAAGUGGUGGUAUAUAUCUCUCCCCGCCAAUAAAAAAAUAGUGCAAAAACAGGUGAGAAAUGGUGCCAGUUUUGGUAUCAAAGGGAGUUUCAGUUAUGCUUAACUCCCCAUCUCUACAUAAUUAUCCAUGUGUAGCCACUUAGAUAGGUGAUCAUGUACUCAGUGACAUGCACAUUCCAUCCUAUGUAUUUUUCGAGAAUUAAAAAAGCAGCUAGAAUUGCAUGAAAGUUUUAAGCACCUAGGAUAUGCAGUUUAGAAUGCUUAAUGUUGCAUCUUCUCUUAAAAUGUGCACUUUCGCAUGCAGUUCCCAAUAAAGUACACCACAUCACAAAAAUUUGGAGAGCAUGUGAACCCAUUGAUAGCUACAUUUUUGAUACACAAGGCUGGGAACUGGCAAAUUAGGUUGCUUUGCUUUAAAUGCAGGUCUGAUGGUUUUCUCCUCCAUCCCUAACUGUCAGCACAGAUAUUUGACUGGUGCUUCUCUCAUUGUGUUAGGGAGAAACUUCUCUAAAACUUUCUAAGAGUCAGGGAGUUCUUCCUACCCCACUUAUGUUGAGAAAUAUGUGUACGUGUGUGUGUAUGUGUAUGGUGCUCCCAGUAACACUUUUUGCUUCUCAGUUUUUUCUUCCUUUUCAUAAUUUUCAAAUAAUCUGUAUUCUAUGCUGCUGCUCUCUGAAUCCUUAUGAAUUUGGAUUUUGGUUUUUCUUUUUUGUUUUUGGCUCCCCAAAAAUGGCCGCAGGCCUAAACGUUUUAAGAUUGCGGCGGAAAAGCACUUAAGACUUAUCUCAGUACAUAACAGGGCAGAAUCCUAUUCAGAGUAGACCCACUGAAUUAAUGUGCAUUACUAAGUUAGGUUCAUUCAUUUCAAUGAAUCUACUUCAAGUAGGACUAAAACCCUAUGUGUCUUGGAUAUGCUUAAGAAUAUAAGAAGAUGGAUCAGACUGUGGGGAAAAGGAUGCUGGAGAAGAGGCUCCAAAGUGAUAUUUCCCAUGUUGUGAUGGUGACACUUUGCUAAUUUGUACCCAGGUUAUAAUGCAGUUUCCUGUAGUCACCCGAGAUUGUAGUAUCAGCAGCGGUACACAGCUAUUACUUACCCAUUUACUUUCCUAGUUUUAUGUGGAGAUGCAUGCUGCACGAUGAAGCUGAGAUUAAGCAUUUUUAAGGUCCCAUCCAUUUGAGUGGGGGAAAUGCUUACCACUGCUUACCUAUUCCAUUGAUAUCAGUUUGAGUUCCAUGUGUGAAAAUGGGGGCACAGCUCAGUGGCAAAGCACAUGCCAAAGGUCUCUGGUUCACUCCUCAGCAUCUCCAGGAAGGACUGGAGCAACUCCAGAUCUCCUCCAACCACUACUGUGGGCCAAUUUGAAAGGUGGGUGGGGCUGCCCAGUGGUCAAUCACAGUGCUUUCAAACGGUGUAAGGUAAGCAAAGGAAGAAGGGUUUGCAGCAACCGCUGAUCAUAGAAUCAUAGAAUUGUUGGGAGGGACUCUGGGGAUCAUUGAGUCCAACUCCCUGCAAUACAGGGAUAUGCAGCUGUCUCGUACUGUGAUCGAACCUGCAACUUUGGCAUUGUCAACACCAUGCUCUAACCAACUGAGCUAUCUAGGGGGACAUGGUCCAAGGAGGAAGCCUGCCAAGCCUCAUUUGACUUAUGAGCUGGAGAUUCUCAUCUGCUGGUUUCGCUUGUUGAAAUGCACCUUGCUAUCCUUGCUUAAUUUUUGCUGCGUUUCUCCUUUAUCCUUCUUUUUCCAGUAUGGAUGUUGUCUUUGUUUGACAAUUAUCAUAUCGUUUUCCUCUCUGUUCUCCAGUCUGUCAGUGUUCUUCAGCCUCUCUUCCUCUUUAUGCCAACUUCCCCACUUGCUCUUUCGUCUGCUUCUUCUGCUGGUUUCAUACCGUUUCUGUAAGCCAUCAUCUUUGCUUUUCCUUUGCUGCAGCUGACUUCGGCUUCUGUGCUCAGAUCACUCCCGAGCAGAGUAAAAGGAGCACAAUGGUGGGAACCCCCUACUGGAUGGCUCCUGAAGUGGUGACAAGAAAGGCAUAUGGGCCCAAAGUGGACAUCUGGUCUUUAGGGAUCAUGGCCAUAGAAAUGGUGGAAGGAGAACCUCCAUAUCUCAAUGAAAAUCCUCUCAGGGUAAGAUCAAAAGUCCAGUAUGCUUUUUGUUUUUUAAAAAACCAUCCUAAAUUGUAGACUGCAUUGGGACUCACAUUAGUGUCACAGGCUGAUUGCACACUGGAGGCAUCCAAGGUCCCAGGUGGAUGGCAACAAAGACAGGGAGCUAUCUCAGUUGUAUCACCUCAAUUGUGGAUUGUUCUCAGGGAGGUUGGCAGCCUAAUUCCAUUCCAUUUCUGGUUUUGGAAAGUUAUUCUUUGGUUCCUUCAAUUCCAUCUUGCAUGGUGGUUUUUUUAUUAUUGUUGAAAUAAUGCACAAAAAGUCUGCACUUGAACUACAAAAUUUCAAUGCACUUUUUACGUAAAAUACACAUUUCCCUAUGCAUUCGUCCACAAAUACACAUUUUUAAGUCCGUUUUAUGUAAAAUGCUAAUUUGUGUGUGUGUGUGCGUGUGCAUUUUUUGUGUACUGAGACUGCAUUGCAAAAUCUGGAGAACUGUGUAAUCAUGCUUACACAGUAGUGCUCAGAUCCACAUUCAAGAAUGGAAAGUUUUCUAUUGCCCAUAUCUUUUUAUUCAUUGCAUUUUCUUUUUGCAAAAGAAAAAUGUUUCAGGUUUAUUGGAGGAUGGGAUAAAAAUCCUGAAAUAAAUACCUAAAGGAAGGAACAAGAAAAGCAGCCUCAAAUAAAUCAAUGCAACUUACCGUUUUACCCUUUAGGCCUUGUAUUUGAUAGCUACAAAUGGGACUCCAGAACUCCAGAAUCCCGAGAGACUCUCUGCUGUUUUCCGAGACUUUCUGAACCGCUGCCUGGAGAUGGAUGUUGACAGGCGAGGGUCUGCGAAAGAGCUCUUGCAGGUAAUGUGUUAUGGGACGGAGAGAGCAUUAAAGGGCACAUUGUUUUCUUUUCUGUCCCCUACAGAAAUGUCAAAAUAGUUGGAUUGUAUGUGGGUUCCCACAUCAGCUCUGUAUUCACUGUGAAGGUGUUGUGCUGACUUGGAGGUACAGGGCCUUCCUGCAUGAUUUCUGCUCCUCCCACAUGCCACACCCACGUUUUAUGCAUUAUGAGAGCAGUGUGGAGAUACUACCAAAAUUAUGGGAUUUGUUCCCGCAAGAUGUAGUGUGACAGUCACCAACUUGGAUGGCUUUAAAGAAGGAUUCAGUAAAUUCAAGGGACAUCAGGCUAUCCCUGGCUACCAACCACAAUGGCUAUGUUUUACCUCCACUGUCAGAGCCAGUAUGCCUCAGUCUGAAUACCAGUUGCCGGGAACCACAAGUGGAGAGAGUGCUGCUGCACUCAGGUUUUAUUACUGGGCUUUGCAUUGGCAUCUGCCUGGUCACCAUGAGAGCAGGAUGUUAAACUAAAUGGGCCUUUGGCCUGAUCCAGCUCUUAUGCUCUUAAGCAUUUGCCAUGCCCUUGGGGAGGGGAGUGUAAGGUUUUAGGUUCUAGAUGACACUGAGUGCUGGUUCACACAUAUCGUUUGGUUAUUCUACACUCGUUUACUGGAUCCUAGUUUGCAGGAGCUCCUUGCUCUCCAUAUCCUGUUGCUCCCCUAUAUUUGACAGGGUGAAAGAGCAUAAAAUACAGUUUUAUCAGUGGCAAUCACCCACGCUAUCUGGGCAUAAACAAACGAUACGAUACGAUAUCUUUAUUGUCAUUGUCCCUUGCGGAACAAUGAAAUUGAAAACUACAUAAAACUACAUAAAAACUACAUAAAACUACCACAAAACUACAUAAAACUACAUAAAAACUACAUAAAACUACUACAAAACUACAUAAAACAUUCAAAACCCCCUAAAAACUCUAAAACCCCAUUUUAAAACACACUAUACUACAGAAACCCCUUAUGCUGCAUUUAGAACCAGAAUUGCAUUAGCGUAGAAACUGUUUUUCAGGCGGCUAGUCCUGGCCUUUAUAACCCUAUACCUUCUUCCAGAAGGCAGAAGCUGAAAGAGAUCAUUUCCGGGGUGCGUACUAUCAUGUGCUAUCUCUGCCGCUUUCUUAUGGCACCUGGCAGCAUAGAUUUGAUCUAAGGUGGGAAGAGUGCACCCAAUAAUUCUCUCUGCAGUCUUUACAACCCUGGAUAGCAUUGUUUUUUCCCUGGCCGUGCAGCUCCCAAACCACACGCACAGACCAUAAGUUAGUACGCUCUCUACAGUGCAAUGGUAGAAUGCCAUCAACAGGUCCUUUGAGAGAUUGUUUUUCCGGAGGAUUCUCAGAAAAUAUAACCUCUGCUGUGCUCUCUUCACCAGGUCUUUGCUGUUCUCUCCCCAGGUUAGGUCGUCUCUCAACUCCAUUCCCAGAAAUCGAAACACUGAAACCUGUUCCACGCACUUCCCCUCAAUAAUAAGUGGCUGAAUAUUCAAUUUACAUUUCCUAAAGUCCACAAUGAUCUCUUUUGUUUUCUUUAAGUUAAGCAGUAAGUUGUUUUUCCUGCACCACUCCCCCAUCUGUUCAACUUCCUUCCUAUAGGCCGUCUCCCCCUCUCCAGCCGUAAUUAAACCAACCACUGUUGUAUCAUCUGCGAACUUAAUGAUCUUAUUAGUGGGGUAUUUGGGGGCACAGUCAGCUGUAUAGAGCAUGUAUAAAAGCGGGCUCAACACGCACCCCUGAGGCGUGCCCGUAUUCGUGAUGAGAUCCGCAGAGACGUGGGAACCCAACCUGACCCUUUGGGAACGGUUUGAUAGAAAGUCUAAUAUCCACCUGCACAAACAUGGUGGAAGUCCCAGGUCUAAUAAUUUGGGCACCAAUCUAUGCGGAAGAAUAGUAUUAAAUGCAGAACUAAAGUCUACAAAUAACAGUCUCGCGUAGUUCCCUUGCUUCUCCAAAUUAGUCAGGACAGCGUGUAAAGCCAUUGCCACAGCAUCCUCUGUGGAUCUCUUUGCCUUGUACGCAAACUGGUAAGGGUCAAGUCCCACUGGCAGACAAGAUAAGAUGCGCUUCCUCACCAGUUUUUCGAAACAUUUCAUUAUAAUGGGUGUCAGCGCCACAGGGCGAAAAUCAUUCAGACUGUCUAUCUUUGAUGUUUUUGGCAGGGAUAUAAUGGUAGCAGAUUUCAGACAGGGUGGAACAGUGGCUUGGGGCAGAGACUGGUUAAAAAUCUUUGUAAAGAUUCCUGCCAGUUGGUCCGAACAAUCUCUUAGCACCCUGCCAGCCACCCCAUCCGGGCCCAUAGCCUUCCUUGUGUUUACCUCCUUUAAUAUUCGCCUCACUUCUCCCUCUUCCACCCUGGCAGCAUUUCCUGUAGGUAGUGACGCCAAUAGCUCUGGCAUCCCUGUUGGAGUCACUGUUGAUGUCACCUCAAAUUGGGCAAAGAAGGUAUUCAACUCUCCCACCAAGGAAGCAGUACUCUCUACCACUGAUGAAUUCCUUGAUUUAUAACCAGUCAGAUGUUGGACUCCCUGCCGCAUUUGUCUAGUAUCAUGAUUUCUCAGAUGGUCCUCAAUUUUUCCUCUGUACUCCGCUUUUGCUUUCCUGAUACCCCUCUUCAAGUUCGCUCUUUCUAUGCCAUACAAAAUCCGGUCCCCAGUUCUAAAAGCAGAAUUUCUGGCCUUCAAUAAUCUCCUAACCUCUCCUGUCAUCCAGGGCUUCCUAUUUGGAUACAACUUAACAUACUUUUCCCUGGUGACAUUUGCUGUGCAGAACCUAAUAUAAUCCAGGACCGUUGAUGUAUAAGUUUCUAGAUCUUGAUGGUCGAAGGUAUUCCAGUCGGUCUCCUGGAAACAGUCCUGCAGUUGCUGAGAGGCUCCCUCAGGCCACACCGUAACCAUCCAUGUUUGUAUCUGGCCUUGUUUCCUGAGGGGUGUGUAUACUGGUGUCAGAAGCAGGGACACAUGAUCUGAACCACCGAUGUGCGCCAAGGUCUUGACCUCAUAUGCCUGCCUAAUGUUCGUAUACACCUUGUCAACAUCUGGGUGUUAUGUGUAUUCACCCUAUUCAGAAAUUACACUCAUGCAUGAACAUCUAGUGGCUUUGGAAGUGGUUGUGGUUGGCAUCUGUCUGUCUUGAGAGACAGUGGAGUGUGCCUCCAGGGGUGAAUUCAAACCAGAUAGUGACCUCUCCAGGGUGCAAGCCUGGACAGUGUAUAUGGAGUUCCUGGGUUGCCCAGAUAACAAGACCCCUUCUCGGUGUAUUAGCUGGGCAGAGUGGCAAAAUACUGUCAUCUCUCCAUUACAGAUGUGGAAGUAUAUUAGCUUCAAUAUCUUAAACAUGGUAGCUGGUUCUGUUGCAUGCACUGGGUGAUAUGAAAGCUCUGCUUACGGUGUUAGAUUUCUAGUGCCUCACUCACACAUGCAUUGAAGAGCCAGUUAUCACAUGUGUAGAUGAUGCCUCGUAGGAUGGAAUUUUUCCAGACAAGUGCAGACCACUGAAGUCCACAAGUGGUUGCAGGAUAAAGCGCAACAGGAAGUAUCACUUACAUGAAAAACGAACACAGUGCCAUCAGGAUUCUAGCCAAAACUGACCCACUCAGAAACAAAAGGGAAGGGCUGUAUCUCAAUGAUUAGAGCACCUGCAUUGCAUGCAGAAGGUCCCUGAUUCAAUCCCGGACAUAUCCUGGUGGAGACUGCCUGCCUGAAACCCUGGAGAGCUGCUGCCAGGCAGCAUAAACAAUACUGAGCUUGAUGGACCAAUGCUCUGACCCAAGAACACAGGAAGUUGGUUUAUACUAAGUGCCAGUAUGCUGGGUGUGGAUAAUGUUUUAAUUUUUUUUAAAAUAUGUGUGUGUGUGUGUGUAUAAUGAAAUGGUUUAUAUAUGCUUUUAUUGCCUAUGCUUUUUACUGCUAAAUCGCUUUGAGAUAUUUCAUAGGAAGCAAUACAUAAACAGAAACAAAUAAUUAAGUUUGCAGACAAAAAGCAAAGAAAAACUUUUAGAAAAAACCCAAAGGGGACCACCCCCAACCACAACAACCAUUCCAAACAGCCCAGUGGGGACUGAGCAUGCUCAGUAACAAUGGAAUGUGGUGACUGUUGGAAAAGAAAAGAAAAUAGCAUGGCAGAGGAGCAGAAUGUCCUGCUUUCAGGGAGUUGCUGACUAGAAACCUGAACAGGAGCACUCCUCCUAGGAGAGAGGAUGCACUGCAACAUUUUGCUUGUCUAGCCAGCCAUCUGUCUGUCCGCCUGUCAGAUAAAUAACAGUUUUCUUCUUCCUUUCAGCACCCGUUUUUAAAACUGGCCAAGCCGCUCUCCAGCCUGACUCCCUUGAUCAUCGCAGCCAAGGAGGCCAUAAAGAACAGUAGUCGCUAGAGCGCUGAGCCGCGUGUGCCCAAUUCCUCUACGGCAAGACUGGACAAAUACUAAGUAGAGCCUCAGACUCUUCUGCCGGAGGAUGGGCAGGCAGAAACCGACACUCUCACAGUCCACAGGGGGAGGGAGGGAGGCAGCAGCCUUCUGCCCCUUCCCCUGGAAAAGAAACCUAUCACGUAUCUUUUUCCCACUCUACAAUUCCCCAAUUUAUUUCUGAAUGGGAGCCUGAUUGAGAGGGGCAGGACUGGAAGCCUCUGUGCUCUUUUGGCCGUUUCCAGAGCACCGAUGGCACAGCCCAACCAGCACUCAACCAGGCAGAAGUGAUAGGCCCAAACAUCCUGCCCUCCCCGUUUUUGAUUUUUGUUUUUUGUUUUUGUGGGGCAAGGGGGGCUGAAUUUGUGGCCUCUUUCACCCUGGUUGUUGGGAGAGACCCAAACUGUUUGCAAACCACUGGUCUAUUUGCUUGUCAUGAGAUGAGGAGGAUCAUGAAGGAGCUUGCUUUAUUUAACCAAAAGAAAAAGAAAGAAUCAUAGAACCAUAGAAAUAUAAGGGGCCCUGAGGGUCAAGAAAGAAAGAAAGAAAAAUUAAUACUAAAUCAAGAAGCAGGUCAGUCUCAGCAUCCUCUCUGAGAGUUUAUGCUUUGAAAUACAGAAUACAGAUAGCGAUUGCAUUCCUGGACAGCCUGGCGAGGGUGUCAUGAAUAUUGGUGCUUUUGUGUUGGUGAGUUUUCCCUUCCCAAAGCAAAACAGACAAAUAGAAUCAUAUAAACCACAUUUAUGUAACACUGCUGUUGUGAGUAUGUGGCAGUGGGACCAUUCCUGCCUGGUGUCCAUUCGCUUCUCCAUAAUGCUGAGCAGCUCCUCUCCGAAGGACUGAAACAGAAGGCCACCUUUCUGCUUCUUAUUCCAUAGCUGCUCCAUAGAUUGGUGGAACUGGACUCGCUGUCCCCAGUUUAAGAUAACACCCCAGUGCUAACCACACACACAAACUUGGGAGAAAUUCCCUUUGAUUUCAGGACAGCAACAAGGCAGGCCAUCACCUCCAUCCAUGAUGGUGCUGCCUUGAAGGACAGAAUCUCAUACAAUGUUAGUGUAAUUGAAUCUAGGAGGAAGAUGGGGAAUCUGUGGGCCUCCAGAUGUUGUCGGACUACAACUCCCACCAUCCAUGACCAGCAGUCAUGUUCAUCACAAUGGACAUGAGGCUGCUGAGAGCAAGUGUGGUGUAGUGGAUAAGAGCGGUAGACUCGUAAUCUGGUGAACCAGGUUCAAUUCCCCGCUCCUCCACAUGCAGCUGCUGGGUGACCUUGGGCUAGUCACACUUCUUUGAAGUCUCUCAGCCCCACUCACCUCAGAGUGUUUGUUGUGGGGGAGGAAGGGAAAGGAGAAUGUUAGCCGCUUUGAGACUCCUUCAGGUAGUGAUAAAGCGGGAUAUCAAAUCCAAACUCUUUUUCCUCUUCUCUUCUUUUGAUGGGAGUGGGAGCUCAACUCAACUCAACUGCAGGUUCCCUGUCUCUAGUCUAAGGGAAAUCCAUUCUCAUUAUGAUGCUGUUAAUGGAAUUUGUCAUUUCCCCUAGAAAACUGAAAGCCACCAGACUGCAUAUCUAGCAAUCCCAUUGAAUAGGCUUUGGAAAGGGGCUAAUAGUAAUGAAGAAUUCCACAAGACUGUUGUGUCUACUGUAAGGUUCGGCCUUCUUGAACAUUACCGCCCAUGCAGAAUGGGAAAUGUGACUGAAAAUAAGUAGUUAAGACAACAGGAACUGCAGCAGUAUACAGCUUGGUGGGAAGAUUUCUUUCUUCUCUCUUCCCACAAGCCUGUUGUGAUCUGUGACCUGAAUUGCAGAAGAUUGAAUCUUGAACAUCUAGACUCCCUGCAGUCUAGCUUCGACUGUGAAUAUUUGUUAAAGCAGCAUAUUAGCUUUUGUUUAAACAAUUAGUUUUUCUGUUUCCUCCAACCUGAGUUGGGCAGAUCUAGUUAUCUUUUCUCAAAAAGAAAGAAAGAAAAAAAGGUUGGUUUGGAAUCCUUAUUUCUAGAGUUGCCAGAUAUUUUACUGCCUUUCCUCCCCACCCCUGCAUUUCUGAGAGCAGCUCAGUCUGCUGAAAUUAGCAAUGGAUAAUCAUACUUGUCUCUGUGCUCUGAGAAGCUUCACCUCCUGAUUCCUGUGCAUCAAGCUGCUCUUAAAAGUACAGGAAUUGCCCAGGCUGUGGAUAGUCUUACUUGUUGCCAGAAGUGACUUGCUGGGGGGGGGGGGUGAAGCUGCUUUUCUAGCCUACUGGCAAGUGGGUCACUGUUGUUUUCCAGGAGAGGGAAGAGUGAGGCGGUGGAGAAGUCAGCAUGGUGCAAACACAUUGGUGGAGCCAAUACUGACCUCCCCACCAUCUCUCCCUCCUAGUGAGCAACAGCAACCUGUUGGGAAGUUAGCAAGAGUGGCUGUGCAGUGAGCUACUUCCACUUGUUCCUUAUUUUAAGAACAGUGCUGUGGGCAGUGCUAAGCCUGCUGUUGCUGGGAGUGUGUACAGACGGGAGAUUGCUUGCAGUCCAGGGAGGAAGACAAAAGGAGGAGGAAGAGGGCAAUAGGUUUAAAUUUUUGAUGUUUAUGCUUUUCAGAGGCAGGGACAGUCAUCAUCUCUUGGAAGUGCCCCAUUUGACAUGCUGUAUCCACCUUUGGGUGCAUUUCAUCCCAUCUCAGCCAUUCUCCAUUCUAGUUCAGUGCCGCUCUCUGUGUUGUAACUGUUCUUAAUGUUGCCCAUUGGUGGCAGCAACAGUGCUGCCGCCUUCUGUCUUUGUUUCAUGGGGACUGUGCUGAAGAAGUGCUGCAUUUUUUAUGAUAACUCUCUUUCUGCUGAUGCUAAGAUGUUGCUCUAUUGGGGAUCGGGGUACCUCUGGAAAACAAUGUGGCAACUUUCUAGAUUUUAAUUUUAUUUUAAAUCUGCCUAGAUAUCUAGAUAUAUUUUUUAUUUUACUUGACUGUAGAAAGAUGCAUUGCUGCUUAAGGACACUCUGUAAUUUGGGAAAUGGGCCAAAGUGUCAAUCACCCACUAUUUUACUAAUCUAUCCAAUAAAAACUGUUUUGCCAGCAAA
Messenger RNA from Podarcis lilfordi (Lilford's wall lizard), 85049 nucleotides. The record is from the annotation of a GenBank genome assembly. NCBI's taxonomy places the organism in Eukaryota, Metazoa, Chordata, Lepidosauria, Squamata, Lacertidae.